GUGCGGUUGCUGAUUUGAAAGAAGGAGGAGGGAGAAGGAGCGGAUCCGGCCGCGGGAGAAAAAGCAAAGGGGUGGGGGACAAAAAAUAUAUAUACAAAAAAGGGAGGGAGGGUAGAAGGAGCUCGGCGUGAGGCUGCUUGACGGAAAGGAGGAGGAGGAGGAGGUGCGGGGGGGACAAUGCCAUGGUGCCUCCUCCCGCCCAGCUGCUCUCUGCAAGCCGGUUCUGUGCCACCGCCAGUCCGGGCGUAGGAGCGCAAAGAGACACCCCGCAGCCGCAGGCGCCGCCUCCUGGGAAGCGAGAGUCUCUGCGGGGGGGCUGUUGGUUGUCAAUGGCUGGCUGACCCCCCAAUCCCCCGAUCCCCGUUGUCACCGCCGCCGCGCGGGCGAGCGGCUCCUGGCGCGGCUGAAUGGGCGCGCGGGUGGAUGGCUAGCCGGCCAGGCGGAUGGAGGGAUGCGGGAGACCCUGCGCGGCAAAAUCACCAUGAGGACCUCGCCGCGCCGCCGCCGCGACCUCGGCCGGCUCUCCCGGCUGCUGCUGCUCCUGCCGCUCUGCUUCACGUGCGCGCUGGCCCUUGACUCGGGGCCGCGGAGCGCCACUGCCGGGCCGGCAGCAGCCGCAGGAGGAGGAGGCGGCGGCGGGUCCGGCUCCGACGGAGGGUCCACAGCAGCGGCAUCGCCUGCGGGAGAGGUGCGCUUCGGUGCGGGAGCCGAAACGCCGUCUCUGCUCUCACCUUCGCCGGCUCCUACUCCUCUUCCCCGAUCCCCUCUUCUGCUUCCCCCGCCGCCUCCUUUUGCUCCCUCGCCCACCACCCCGCAGCAAAACGGGGGCGAGGAGGAAGAAGAAGAAGGGAACGAUCUUGGUUCCUGGGCGGCGGUGGCAGAAGCAGGCAACGCAACUGGGAUCCAGCCCACCUUGGCGUCCCCCGAUGUCCCCCCAACUAAGCCUGCAGCUACUGCGGGAGCGCAAGGGGGCAGCCCCUCAGGCUCCGAGGGGCCCGGCUCCGAGGCGCCGAGCCCCGGCAACGCCGCCUCGGCGGUAGACGCGGCGUCCUCGCUGGUUCCGCCGGCUCCUUCUCCAGGCUCAGCGUCCGCGGCUCCCCAAGAACCGACCCUCAGCGUCUGGUCCAGCAGCGUCCCCACCGCCGAGCCCUCGUCGCCUUCCGAGGAGGAAGAGAAAGAAGAUCUGGUGGCCCAUAGUGGGAUAGGUGAGUGGACGUAGAUCGUUUGUGGGUGACACAUGCGCAUGCUAAAAACAAAAAACAAAAGCGUUUUGUAUGCGGAGAACUUACACUCACAGGAGACACGUCGGGAUGAAUGGACACGACUAACUUAGGCCAAUUCAUGUCCGUGGGUCUGUUCUGAGUAGUACGUCCUUGAACACAGCCAGUGCCAUUCAUAAGUCAGUUUUAUCUUGAAGUCCAAGGGUCCAAUGUAGAUGUGGUUCCCAGGUAACCUUACCUAUCCAGCUUCGGCAAAAGCACCUAAUGGCACAUAGUCUGGUAUUGCAGAGUUGGAAACGAUGCAGUAAAAUAGCAAGCGAAAAUCAUUAGGGAGCUCCAGCAGCCCCCCUGUGUAGGAAGGUUGCAAGGUCUGGGGUUUGUUUUUAACUAAGGGUGAGAGGUGGGGGUAGGAGAUUAUUGCUGGUGUGGAGAAAGUGGCUGGAGAGAAAAUGUUCUCAUAAUGCUAGAACCCAACAUGAAGCUGAAUGUUGGGAGAUUCAGUACAGACAGAAACAAUGACUUAUUCUCAACAGUUAAAACAUUGAAUUGGCUCCCAGAAGAAGCAGUGAUGGCCCACAGGAAGCUUCAAAAGAGGGGACAGGGCAUGGAGGGAUAAAACUAUUCUAGGAGCCUCAUAAGAUGCCUUAUAUUGAGUCAAGCCAUUGGACAAUCUAGCUCUGUAAUGCCAGUACUGAAUGGCAGCAGCUGUCCAGGAUUUCAGGCAGGGGACAUUACUAGUUUUAAGGGGAGGGGCCAGGGAUUGAACCUGAGCAGGUAAAGCAGAUGUUGGCUUGCUGAGCUGCAGCUGUUCGCUCAGUGGCUACUCACUGUGGUGGCUGUGUCUUACCUCCACUGUCCGAGGCAGGCAGGGGGCCUCUGACUACCAGACAACAGCAGCAGAGGUCUCCUGCUCUGCUGUCCUCUUGGGGAAGCAGGAUGCUGGGUUAGGAAGGCCUUCGGCCUGAUCCAGCAGGGUUCUGCCUAUGUUGUGUUGCCUGUGACUGCUCUGUGGAUGCUCGUUUAGAGAUUGUGCUGUUACUUGUCCUGAGCCUCAAGGCUAGGGCAGGAUAGAGGCACCAAAAGGAGGGGAGAUGGCUUGAUUUGUUCCCAAAGGCCCCAAGACCUUCACUGAAAGACAUUCCUAUGUGUGGACUAACAUUUCAGAAAGAGGGAGGGUAUUGCACCCGAUUAAUGAAUCAAGAUUUAACAUUUGUGAUGCCAUCACAGUUGGCACCAUAUUAUUAAUGCCUCCAAUAUUAACACUCGUAGUAUUUGUAUUAAUGCUAUUAUUAUUACUUAUUUGUCAUUAUUACUGUACUUCAACAAUUUGGGUUCAAUGUAUCUUUCUACUAAUAGGCUUGGGAUAGACCACUGUCCUCUGUUAUUAAUAUUUAUUAAUUGUUGUAGAGACUAUUGUUGUGGAGACUAGGGAAUAAAUUGUUGUCACCUCAUAUUAAUAUGUACUACAAUGUGUUUCUUACUAUUGUUUCUACCAUUGGUUGUCAGUACUUUUUUGGGAGGGGGUAUAAUCUCUCUUUCUCCUCCGCAUGCUCCUCCUUGUCCUAAGCUAGGGAGAAAUGUUGGUCCCCUAUUAUGGGAGGCAGUUGCUUUCUGGUUUUUUUGGACUAGUUCCUCAGAUAAUAGAUCAUUUUGUGGAAUGAUUUUUUAAGGAUGCUCAAAAUGGCACAGACAAGCAGAAGUUGUAGCAGCUGAAAGCAAAGAAGGAGAGUAAAAUGAGAAGUGGUUAAAAGAGGCAUGGAGAGAAAUGUCUUCUUUGUGGGUAAUAUAUUGAUGGUGUUUGCUUGAUGUUGGCCUUUGUCCUUGUCUAUAUUUUGAGGAUUUGCACCAUUUGCAGCAUAUUCUGGCUACUUCUAAUGCCUGGUGGUCUCCAGAUGUUUUGGAGAGCUGUUCCCAUCUGCCCCAGCCACUAUUGGAGCUCCCUCCCAAAACAUCUGUAGGAUACCAGGUUAGUAUAAAGGUUGCACUAAAGCAGUUCUCCCUGUUCUGUUGCAUUCCAUGGCCUGGGGUAGGUACAACUCAUAAACACAAGUGCAAAUAUUGUGGAGUGUUUUUAAAUGAAUUGUUAACUUGAGACAUAAGGAUGGCCUGAACAUUAAAUAAACUAAAACAUUUAACAAACCCACGAGCUCCAGCAUCCUAGUCAAUCUUAAUCAGCUAGAUCAACCUCUUAAAAACCGUUUUAGUGACUUGAAAGUUGGCCCUGACUAAUCAAAACAGUGAUCGUGUAAUAGGUGGUAUUCAACAUUUUUAAGGGGAGUGGCCAUAGCUGAGUGGUAGUGCAUCUGCUUUGCAUUUGGAAGGUUCCAGGUUCAGUCUCUGACACCUCCAGAAAGAACUGGGGGAGACCCUCACCUGAAACCCUGGACAGCUGCUGCCUGUCUGUGUAGACGGUACUGAGCUAGGUGGACCAUGGAUCUAGCUCUUUAUAAGGCAGUUCCCAAUGGGUGAUAGUCAACUAAGCUUCACUCAGAGUACACCCACUGACAUUAAUGAACAUGACUAAGUUAGGUCCAUUAAUUGCAAUGGGUCUGCUCUGGGUAGUAUUCAGCUGCAUUUUACUUUGCAGAAAUAGGAUGCUUCUUUCUGCCUGCUGCCCAAAUUUUGUGUGUGUGUCAUACAGCAGGGAACACCUCUUCUGAGAGAUGUAACCGGGGACAAGUGCAUUAAUCAUCAUGAUGGUGACAUUUUACCCCCCCACUGUCGGAGGCAGUGUGCCUCUGAUACCAGUUUCUGGGAGUCACAGGUAGGGAGAGUUGCUGUUGCACUCAUGUCUUGCUUGCAUGAGUUGGCUUCUGUGUGAACAGAGUAAUGGUGGACCCUUGAACUGAUCCAGCAGGGCUCUGUUCUUAUAAAAAUGCAUGGCCUUUCCUGCAGUAAUGGAGCAAUCCUAACUUUCCUUGUUGGGGAAGAGCUGGAGCUCAGGGGUAGGACUUCUGCUUGGCAUGUAGAAGGUCCCAGGUCCAGCCUUUGUCAUUUGCAGGUAGGACUGGGAAUGCUUCUCACCUAAAUCCCUAGAAAGCUGCUGCCAGAGAUUGUAGGCAAUCCUGAGCGACAUGGACCAAUGCACCUUUUGUGAGGCCAAAAUUCGGCACCUUCUGCUUCUCACCUGUUCUGCUCAAUUCACUCAGUGCCCAGUGUGGGGGAACCGGUUGCACUGCCCUAAAUCUGCCUCUGGCAAAAUCCUGAAUGUGCCUACUCAGAAGCAAGCGGUGCUGAGUUCAUAGGGACUUGAUGCUUCCCGGUCAAUGGGUGAAGGGUUGCAACCAAAAUCUUGUUUUGCCAGAAGUCAGCUCUAGUUCAAAUUGCCCAAUUCUGUAGCAACACAUUAGAAAUGCUUCCUCAGGUGGAUUCCAGGACCAGAGAAAUGUGUUUGUGUUUUAGGCUACAAGGACUUGCUCAAUGGGUUGUAGGAAACUGAAGCAGCUGGAGAACUGUAUAAUUUCUCUCUCUCUCUGUGUGUGUGUUUUAAAAAAAUGUUCUGCCAUUCUCUGAUUUUGUUAUGAUAAUGAUAUUGAUAACAGUAUCAUAUCUUUUCAUUAGUAAUGCUUGACAUAAUAAAAUACAUGUGCAUGGCUGGAUGUGGCUUAACUGUACACAAGAAAGGGUCAUUUCCCAUUGUUCCACCCAUGUUUUGCCUAGGGCCCUGCUCACUGCUGCCAUGUGGCCUCUGGAAGUUUGCCCAAGAGAGAAUGUGGCCCUCAGGUUGAAAAUAUCUCCCUAUCCCCAAGUGAAAUGCUUCCAAUACCUAUUAGUUCAUAUGGGGCUGAGGGAAGGUCCUGCAUCUCCCCUUCCCACUGAAAAGAAAGCCUUGGACCUUGACUGUCUCACCCUGUGCUGGGGAGCAGAAGGUUCUGCAGACCAAUGGAGAGCUAUUUGCGUGGUACUUUUGACAGCUCCCAAGAUACAUUCCAGCUGCACAAAUCCCAGGGAGCCAAGGUGGUGUGGUGGUUGGAAGGUCAGAUUAGGGACCUGGGAGACCAGGGUUGAAAUCCCCAUUUGGCCAUGAAGACCCUUGAUGUGACCUUGGGCCAGCUGGUUUUGACCUAUAAAGCCUUAAACAGCUCAGGACGACAAUACUUCAAGGACCACCUCUCUCUCCGAGGAUGUGGACAGGCUGCUUGGACAAGUGAAACCAACCACCUGUCUCCUGGAUCCUUGCCCAUCCUGGCUAAUAAAAGCAAGCCAGGAAGGGCUGGGUGAUGGGCUCUGUGGGGUGGCGAAUGCUUCCCUCUGUGAGGGAGCCUUCCCAGAUCCGCUGAAAGAGGAGAUCAAACCACUUCUUAAAAAACCAUCUUUAGACCCGGCCAAUAUGGCCAACUAUCGCCCUGUCUCAAAUCUUCCAUUCUUGGGCAAGGUGAUUGAGCGGGUGGUUGCUGAACAACUCCAGGCACACCUGGAGGAUGCGGACCAUUUGGAUCUCUUCCAGUCGGGAUUCAGGCCUCAUCAUGGGACUGAAACUGCCUUGGUCGCUCUGGUUGAUGAUCUCUGGCGGGCUAGGGACAAAGGUGAGAGCUGUUUCCUAGUUCUGCUGGAUCUCUCAGCAGCCUUUGAUACCAUUGACCAUAACAUCCUUCUGGACUGUCUUGAGGGGCUGGGAGCUGGGGGCACUGUCAUACAGUGGCUCCGCUCCUUCCUCCUGGGCCGUGGCCAGAAAGUGGUGUUGGGGGAUGGGUCAGUUUUGUGUCCAGGGCGGCUGUCUACCAGCUCCAUCUGGUACACAGGCUGAGACCCUACCUGCCCGUGGACUGUCUUGCCAGAGUGGUGCAUGCCCUGGUUAUCUCCUGCUUGGACUACUGCAGUGCACUCAACAUGGGGCUACCUUUGAAGGUGACCUGGAAACUACAACUAAUCCAGAAUGCGGCAGCUAGACUGGUGACUGGGAGCGGCCGCCAAGACCAUAUAACACCGGUCCUGAAAGACCUACAUUGGCUCCCAGUGGGUUUCCGAGCACGACUCAAUGUGUUGGUGCUGACCUUUAAAGCCCUAAAUGGCCUCGGCCCAGUAUACUUGAAGGAGCGUCUCCAUCCCCAUCGUUCAGCCGGACACUUAGGUCCAGCACUGAGGGCCUUCUGGUGGUUCCCUCACUGCGAGAAGUGAGGUUACAGGAAACCAGGCAGAGGGCCUUCUCGGUGGUGGCACCCACCCUGUGGAACGCCUUCCCAUCAGAUGUCAAUGAAAUAAACAACUAUGACUUUUAGAAGACAUCUGAAGGCAGCCUUGUUUAGGGAAGUUUUUAAUGUUUGAUGUUUUAUUCUGUUUUUAAUCUGUUGGGAGCCGCCCAGAGUGGCUGGGGAAACCCAGCUGGGUGGGUGGGGUAUAAAUAUAAAUAAAUUAUUAUUAUUAUUAUUAUUAUUAUUAUUAUUACUACUACUACUACUACUACCUAAGAUCAUCCUCUGAGGCCCUUCUUUGUGUGCCUCUUCCACAAGAGAUCCAGAGGGCGGCAACAUGAGAACGGGGCUCCUCUGCGGUGGCUCCCCUUCUGUGGAAUGUACUCCCCAGGGAAGUUUACCUAGAACCUUCAUUACACAACUUUAGGCGCCAGGCAAAAACAUUCCUUUUUAACCAGGCCUUUGGUUGAUUUGAUUUACAUCCUAUGCCCUUUUAAAAUGUGGAGUUUUUUGGUGGGGGGAGGUUAUUGGGUUGUUGUUUUUAUUUUGAUUAUGCAUUUUGUGGUUUUAUAUUUUGAUUUUAUUCUGUGAACCGCCCUGAGACCUCCUGGUAUAGGGCAGUUUAUUAUUAUUAUUAUUAUUAAUAAUAAUAAUAAUAAACAACUUUGUGAGCUUGCUAUCACUAGAUGUGGGGGCAGACCCUAGCUUAGGUGUCUUUACAAGGAGAUUAGGCAACUUUACAUAGAAUGUGUCUAUCAAGUGCUGAUGGUUCUUAAACGGCAAAGCCAAGCCUCCAGAUUUGGACGCAGUCUAUCUCCAAGUGCCAGCUGCUGGAGGGGAAGAGCAAGCGAGAGCUGUGCCCUUCCUGUUCUGCUUGUGGGCUUUCUCAGAGACAGCUGGCUGGCGAUUGAUGGUAAUAGGAUGAUGGAAUAGAUGGACCAGACUUUGCUGACCUGGUGCCCACCAGAUAUUUUAGGUGACAAUUCCCAUUGGCUGAUAGGAGUUGCAGUCCAAAACAUCUGGAGGGCAUCAGGUUGGUGAAGGCUCAGAUAGACCCUUAGUCUGAUCCUGGAGACUCUUUCUGUGCCUUGCAUCCCAUACCCAGUUGCCUUGCCUGUGUUCUAUUGCCUUCUAAAUGUACGUGUAAAAGAGGGGAAAGGGAAUUAGUAACAGGCUGUGGCUAAGCCAUUUGCCCUUGAAUUCAAGGAACCCAGCAGGUGCUUUGAUACUGACUCAUGUCCGCAAGCUACUGAUUCCCCCUCUUCCCCAUACAGGCUCAGCUUAUGUUCAUGGAGACUGCUGGGCAAAUAAUUGCAAAUCUUGUCUUGAGAAGUUAUUGGUUUAAGUAUGGCGGAGAAAGGAAGAGGUAUAGUUAUUAAAUUUGAAUCCUAUUCUUAUGUGGGCCUUGGAAGUGGUUUGCCUUUCCAGGGGCUGACCAGGUGCAUACCUGCUUAGUUUCAGUGAUGCUACAACAGCACCAGGUGUGCCCGGAUUACUACUGCACCCAAGGUUACGUUGCCAAGGAACCUUUGCAGAUGGAUUCUGAGCCAGUGAGUCAGUUCCAAAAAUAGCCUCCAUAUGUCCUUAGCACCGGCAAGGCUGCAGCAGUGUCAACUGCUCCCAAGUGAAAAUUAAAAACCCCACAUGUAGCAAUGAGGACACCCUGUUCAAUAGUUGAGGCCCUUCUCUGGGUGCUGUCUCUGAGUAGGGGCAGAAGUUGGUGACACAAGGUGGGGCCUUUUCAGUGGUGGCUCCCUGUUUGUAUAAUACUCUCCCCAGAGAAGCAUGCCUGGCAUCUUUGUCUAUUGGUGGGCACCACACAAAGAAUAUUUUCAUUUGGUUCUUAAUUUGGAAGGUAGUUAGUUAUGUUUGCAGCCUCUUGACUUGCUUUUCUUUUCAGUGGCGUGAGCAGGAUUUUCCAUUUACAUAUUUAUGGGUGACCAUUUUUAGAUUUUUCUUCAAAAUUAGAUUUUGACUGUUUCCUAUGUUACCUAUCUUAUCUUAUUUUUUAAGUUGCUUUGAGACUCUUCAGUGAAAAAGCGAUGAAUAAAUACAAUAGAAUACACACACACACACACACCAAUAUUUAUUGCACCUUUCCUCCAGGACAACAGACGUGGGCUGCCCCAUUCCUUUUUAUCCUAGCCUUUGAGGUAGGUUAGCCAGAAAACAUAAAAAGAGCCUUCUGGAUCAGGCUGAAGGGCCAUAUAGUGGUACCUCGGGUUACAGACGCUUCAGGUUACAGACGCUUCAGGUUACAGAUUCCACUAACUCAGAAAUAGUACCUCAGGUUAAGAAUUUUACCCUAGGAUGAGAACAGAAAUCAUGCUCUGGUGGCGCGGUGGCAGCAGGAGGCCCCAUUAGCUAAAGUGGUGUCUCAGGUUAAGAACAGUUUCAGGUUAAGAACGGACCUCUGGAACGAAUCAAGUUCUUAACCCGAGGUACCACUGUAUAGUUCAGCAUCCCAUUCUCACCAUGACUGACCAAAUUCCUCUGGGAAGCCUGCAAGCUGGGCAUGAGCAAAGCAGCACUCUUCCCACCUGCAGUUUCCGGCAGGGAGAAUCCUGCCUCCAACCUUGGAGGCAGAGAAAGACUGACUGGCCUGUGGUUAUCCAGUGAGUGCCUGGUUGUUCCUAGUCCUUGACUGAUACAAUACCAGCUUUUCCCAAACUGCAGCCCUCCAGGUGUUUCUGGCUUACAGCUCUUAUUGUCCCUGACCAUUGGCUAUCCUGGCUGAUAGGAACUGGAGUCCCACAAGUGCCCCCAUAAAUCCUGCCUCUUCUCAGUCAGCCCCAACCUGCCUGCCCUCUUCCUUACACCCAGGCCCGGAGGUGGCACUGUUUAUCUUUUCCUCCUCUUCAGUCCCAGUGUUGGCUUCCUAGAAAUCAGCAGGGAGAAGCAUGGCUGUAAACUUCCCACCUGCCAUGGGCUCUGAUUCUGCCUACCACUGGUGAUCACUGUUUAAUAGAGAUAAAAACAUGUGAAAGGGCGGAGGGUUUGGGCAGCCAAAGAGGAACAUUGCAUCUUGGGAUCUGCUUUUCUCAAUGCGUAAUGCAAGAUGGAAAUAAAAUGCAUUUCAAGCAUUUUGUGCAAUAAUGAAUUCAAUGUACCAGCAUUGUGGCUUCUCAAACUUUUAAAGCAAUCCAAGAUAAGGAAGACAGUCUAAUUCGACUAUGGGGUGCAGCGCUCAUCUCGUUUUUCAGGCCAAGGGAACCGGCGUUUGUUCACAGACAGCUUUCCGGGUCAUGUGGCCAGAAUGACUAAACCGCUUCUGGAGCUAUGGGACACUGUGACAGAAACCAGAGCACACAGAAACGUGUUUACCUUCCCGCUGCAGCGACACCUAUUUAUCUACUUGCACUGGUGUGCUUUUAAACUGCUACAUUGGCAGAAACUGGGACAGAGCAACGGGAGCUCACCCCAUCGAGCAGAUUCGAACUGGACCUUCUGAUCGGCAAGCCCAAGAGGCUCAGUGGUUUAGACCACAGCGCCACCCACUCCCCUAUAUAUAUAUAUCCCACACACAUGCUGUAUAAUAUUUGAAGGGAUAUAUUCUCCACCUGCCCUGAGCCUCUUUUGGAAGACCUGGACCACUUACAUAAGGCGGUAUGGGUAGAGAAACAUCUUACUUUUCAUCAGAAGCCUAGGAAAUGACAGGUUAUAUAUAGGAUCAUAAGCAGAUUGCAGUUCUUCACAAGAAGGGGAGAGCAAUGUGGAUUUCAGCUUAUUUUGAAGCCUCGAGGGACCAAAUGAUCAAGCGUGGGCCUUCAGGAAUUUAUCUCAAUUUUAGAUUUGUCCAGAAUUGUGGGUGGGGAGCUGUCUUCUGCUUCAUACUGGUAUGGUGGAUGCCAGUGGCCAAGGGCUGGGAAGUACUCUCUGGGGUAGCUAAUAAGAACAUCAGAAGAGCCCUGCUGGAUCAGGCCAAAGGCCCAUCUAGCCCAGCAGCCCGUUCUCACAGUGGCCAGCUAGAUGCACAAGCAGGACUUAGGAACAAGAACCCUCUUUCCUCCUUUGGUUUCCUGCCAGUGGUAUCCAAAAGCAUUAGUGCCUCAGAAUGCAGAGCUGCCUUGUAGAAGAAGGGUUUAGCUUAGAACAUGUCUGGAUUUUCUUUUGGAGCAAUAAAGGGCUCACCAGAGUAAAUAGGGUCUCUGGUAGCAAAGUUAGGACCUGAGACCCUGCCAGAGGUGAAGAGUAUGUUGCUAGAAGGACCAAUGGUCGUGACUUGGCGUAAGGCAGCUCCUUAUACAACUUCACUCAGCUUUCCCCAACCUGAUGCCCUCCAAAUGAUUUUUAUUCCCAUUAUCCCUGACUUUUGGACAUGCCAUGACUGAUGGGAGUUGGAAUCUGAUAAAAUCUGGAGAUGCAUCAUAUUGUGGAAGGCUGCCCUAGGUCAAAAGGCAUUCCUUUGCCAUGCAAAGCAAUAACGUUUAAGGCUUGUUCACAUGUUACACUGUACACGGGUACAAGAUGUACAAGCGUUUGCAUCGUCUGUACAUAAUAGUUGAGCUGUGCAACCAUUUCCCACGUUCACUGAACAUUACAGGAGAAGUAUUUCAGUAUGCAGCUUAACAAUUCAUGUAUACAGAUACAGUGGUGCCCCGCAAGACGAAUGCCUCGCAAGUCGAAAAACUCGCUAGACGAAAGAGUUUUCCGUUUUUUGAGUCGUUCCGCAAGACGAAUUUCCCUAUGGGCUUGCUUUGCAAGACGAAACGUCUUGCGAGUUCUUGCGAGUUUGUUUCCUUUUUCUUAAAGCCGCUAAGCCGUUAAUAGCCGCUAAGCCGCUAAGCCGUUAAUAGCCGCUAAGCCGCUAAUAGCCGCUAAGCCGCUAAUAGCCGUGCUUCGCAAGACGAAAAAACCGCAAGACGAAGAGACUCGCGGAACGGAUUAAUUUCGUCUUGCGAGGCACCACUGUAGUAUACUUGUUGAAUGUAAAAUGGGAACAGCCACACACACACACACUCUUUGUCAUAUAUAACACACAUCUGUGCAUUCACACUUGAUAUUAUGGUUCAAUAAGCCACUUGACUGACCUUGCAGUUCCCAGAAAACAUACAUAGAGAAUGAAAAAAAAACACCACAAAAUGCGCAUAUAUGUACACCUUGCAGUGAGCUGCACUUAUGUCAGUAUUUUUCACCACCUGAUUUCCAUUGCAAAAGCAUUUUGAAACAUAUUUAAGGAAAUAACUUUGUAAUGUGUCAGGAAGCUCCCUGCUACACUUUAAAAUUGUCUCUGCUGCCACCAGUGAGGAUGUCUCAGCAGCAGAAGCAUUUUCUUUCAUUGAUCUUGGUUGUUCCUGAGAUUUAUAACCUGCCUUUCAUCAAAACGGCAACUGAAACCCACAAAGGGUUUCAGAUAGCAUUAAGAGCAUAAGAAAACACAUCACCUGUUACUUAAAUGAUAGCAAAAAAAAAAAGAGGCUAGGUGGAGGCAUCAGGGAGGAGCAUUCCAUAAGCUGGCAAAGAGCAGGAAUCUACCAAAACGUUCACCAGUAGCUAGGUAAAAGGUGUAUCUUUUGCUCUGGCCAGAACACAGAAUCAAGAAGUCUCCUCCAUCCUUAGGAACAUAGGAAGUUGCCCUAUACCAUCCACCCUUCCAUCCAUCUAGCGGUCACUCUUCGGGAUUUCAUACUGGCAACAUUCCCAGCUGCAUGUGGAGAUGCUGCGGACUGAGCUGUAGAGUUUGAAGGAGACCCCCAGGGCCACUGAGUUCAACCCCUUGCAAUCCAGGAAUCUCAACAAAAGCAUCCAUGACAGAUGGCCAGCCAGCCUCUCAGGUGCUCUACCGCAGAGCCCGUGUGCCUGGAGAAAUGGAAAGACUCUCUGAGUUUCUAGGGUGACUUCAGAAGCACAGGGAAAUGGCAGGGACACUCUCUGACAGCCUUUUCCAACUUGCUUCCAACUUGGACUCCCAGUUGCCCCAGGCACAGGCCCAGAACAGUGGGGGGGGGGGGGGCAUAUGGGCCACUUGGCCCGGGCCUCCAAUUCCAAAGGGCGCCUCAGUCAGCAUAUUCACAGUCGCAGGGGAUGCACUGGGGCGAACACAAGGAUUCAAGAAUUCGCAAAAAAGAAAGCUAGGAAAGCAUUUUUAAAUGUAAAUACUUAAAAUAACCCUUUUCCCUAUGUAUUUUUAAAAAGCACUAUUGUAUAUCUAUAUUUUCCAUUUUGUCUUUAUAUGCAGAUACGGUUCAAGCCUUGAAAUAAAAUUAUUUGUCAGCAUAACUUUUGUGAAAAUUAUAUAUAUACUUAUUUAUAAGACUUCAGUUAUCCCCAGGGUAAAAAAAAGGGGGGGCACAUUAUCUACCUGGCCUGGGCCUCUGCUGGCUCUACAAGGCCCUGACCAGGCAACAUGACCAAUGGUCAGGAAUUAAAUUAAAACCACGGGGUGUGGAAGCUCCUUCUAUGAUCCUCAUCAGUACUUCUUGCUUCUUCCUAUGAGGCAUACUGCUGGGGGUGGGGUGGAAACAAGGGUGUAGCUAGGAUUUUUUUGGGGGGGCAGAACGAAUAUGAUUGGUCAGUUAGUUAAGUAUUUCUAUUGUUUUACUUGAUGGGGGCAGCUGCCCCCUGCCCCCCCCCCGCUGUGCCCCUGAGUGGAAGCUCCCACUCCUGUCUUCAGCUGGGGAGGAGGGCACAGGUUUCUUACAUUGUUGUGGGACAAUGAUUUCAGUUUAAAAGUCCGCAUUAAAUACUGAUUCAAUUGUAUUUUUUAUUGCUUCCUUUUAUUUCUCUUUUCACAUUUUAUUCUCUUACCGUUUGCAUUUUGUGAGAUGUUGAAUUGUAAUAUGGCAGAACAUGAUAAAGGAAGCUGUAGAAAAACAAUUAAAAACCUUACAGCUUCUUCUAGCGCAGCACAUUGUGAUUGCUGCAACAAGUAGAAAAAUCAUGAAGUAAUCCACCAAGUUCAUCAAGUUGGGGGGUGGGCAGCAUUUGGGAACCACUGUGAAGUGGUACCGUUCCAGCAGGUCUUUGCCUUGUGACAGAUCAGGUCUCUGUGUUUGUGCCAACAGUAGCCAGACAGAUUAUUCAUCCAAUGCAGAGGUUGGGGGAAGAGGCAUCUUCCACCCAUGCAUUGGCCCACAAGACUCAAGGGAGGGAGGAACUGAAAUCGAAAUGUCACAGUCACAUAAGCAGGAGCUGUUGACAGAGGCUAACACAGGAAUCAGCGCCUGUGGCGAUGCUUGAUCAAGGCAAAACUGGGAAACUGGAUCUCUUAGCUUCCUUGUAACAUAUUGCUACUGUCUCUGAGCUUCAAAGUGUUGGUGCUGACCUUUAAAGCCCUAAACGGCCUCGGCCCUGUAUACCUAAAGGAGCGUCUCCACCCCCAUCGUCCAGCCCAGACACUGAGGUCCAGCGCCGAGGGCCUUCUGGCGGUUCCCUCCAUGCGAGAAGCAAAGCUACAGGGAACCAGGCAGAGGGCCUUCUCAGUAGUGGCACCCACUCUGUGGAACACCCUCCCAGCAGAUGUCAAGGCAAUAAACAACUAUUUUACUUUUAAAAGACAAAUGAAGGCAGCCCUGUUUAGGGAAGUUUUUAAUGUCUGAUGCUGUACAGUGGUACCUCGGGUUAAGUACUUAAUUCGUUCUGGAGGUCCGUUCUUAACCUGAAACUGUUCUUAACCUGAAGCACCACUUUAGCUAAUGGGGCCUCCUGCUGCCGCCGCGCUGCCAGAGCACAAUUUCUGUUCUCAUCCUGAAGCAAAGUUCUUAACCCGAGGUCCUAUUUCUGGGUUAGCAGAGUCUGUAACCUGAAGCGUAUGUAACCUGAAGCGUAUGUAACCCGAGGUACCACUGUAUUGUUUUUAGUAUUCAGUUGGAAGCUGCCCAGAGUGGCUGGGGAAACCCAGCCAGAUGGGCGGAGUAUAAAUAAUAAAUUAUUAUUACCGUAUUUUUCGCUCUAUAAGACGUACUUUUCCCCUCCUAAAAAGUAAGGGGAAAUGUGUGUGCGUCUUAUGGAGCGAAUGAAGGUGGGAGGCUCUGCUCAGCGCUCCAUUUAAAGAGCCACAUGGAGCACGCGGCUCUGUCCCUUCCCCCACCUCCCAGAAAAGCCCCCAAGAGCCGUGCUCUCUUUAAAGAGCACACGGCUCUUGCGGGAGGAAAGCCAGUAGGCUUGCUUUCGCCGAAGCCAGAAGGGCAAGAGGGAUCGGUGCGCACCGAUCCCGCUUGCUCUCCUGGCUUCAGGGAUAGCCCCGCAAAGCCUCCUGAGCGAAGAUGGAGGAGCGCUCCCUCUUAGCUCAGGAUGCUUUGCGUUCCUUUCUUAUUUCUUGUUUUCCUCCCCUAAAAACUAGGUGCGUCUAAUCGUCCAGUGCGUCUAAUAGAGCGAAAAAUACGGUAUUAUUUUUACAAAUGGCUCAAGCAUGCCACUGAUGCUCUCUUUACCACCCCUGCUUUCCUCCUUCCUCUUGUGUUUUGGCUGGCUGGGAUGUGUCCUUGAAUUCAGUUACCCUUUGUCGGGGGGGGGGGGCGGAUUGUGGAAAAAACAGUGCACAAAAGUAAAAUGUGAGGGCCUUGCCUAUGGCCCUGACGACCACUAGAAGGAUUGGGGCCCUUGGCUGAGGAAAGGUUUCCCAUCCUUUAUGCAAACCCAAACAAGGUUGACAUGAUCCUGAUAGUCUCCUUUGAAGCUGCAUGCAGUUUAUAUGCAAGAGAUUGCCUCUUUGAAACCUUAGGAAAUGUUUCCCUUUCCAUGACGCCAAUGACUGUCUCUUUGGCCUUGGCCAAGGUACUUUUCUUCCUGUUUCAUUUGCCACAUCACCUCAUCCUCACAACUCCCACCUGUUUAAGAGGAUUCCCUGUCAAAGCUUGUGAAGCUCUUUGAAGUUUAGAAAUGCAAAUUAUAAUGAUUAAUGCGGGUUGAUCUCUCUUAGCUCUGCUGCCUCCCCAGGGCACCAGUGAUGACUUGAGGAUGUGAGGAGAAAGCUUCUUAAAUGGUCCAGGUGGGCAGCUUCUGAAAUUUUAGCCCAGCCCCAAGAGGAGUGGAGGCGACUGCACCACUGCUGAGAUUAGGGGUGAUUUUGCAGUUCUCUGAAUUUCUCCCCAGAUUUUUGAAUUUCAAAUUAUUUUAUUUUGUUUCAAAUUACUUUAUUUUGUUUUAUUAUGUGAUAUGUCUAAAGUUCUCCAUUCUUCCAUUAAAUACACAGAGACACACAGGGCUCUUUGCCCUCUCUCUCAACCCCACCCACCUCUCUUGCCAACUUCCCACCUUCCCACCUCACCCCAAACCCACACAGCUCCUUCUGGCCUGGGCAACCCCCCCCCCCAAGCUCCUGACAUCCCUCCAGACACCCUCCUGCCAUUCCUUCCACACACAGCCACCCUUGGCAGCAUGUUUCAUCCCUCCCCCACUGACACCCCACUUCUUUCUACCCUUCCACAAUUACAGCUCCUUCCAUUUGCUGCAGGCAAAUUUAAUAGUGGGGGGGGGGGCAGGUGCUUUGCCUAGCGAACUGCUGACCUAGUGGGCAAAGGGUCUUCCUGCCCAUCCAUUAAACUUCACUGCCAGCACAUUUAAUGUUUCUACACACACACACACACACACACACACACACACACACACACACACCAUCCUUCAUCCAGGCGAGGAAGAGGCAGGAUCAGAGUUCAAGGCAGACACAAACACUCAGGGAAGGUAUUACAUAAAGGUGGGAGAGUCCUGAGGGCCAGGUAGACUUGGUUCCCCCCCCCCUACUUUUUGCCCCUGGGCUUGAGACUUCCCACCCCUGAUUUAUACCCUGUUGUUUUGGAGAAAAUGGAGCUGGCUUUUUUCAAAAAAAAAAUCGUUUGUUUUGAUUUAUUUAAAGUGUUUAUAUAUGGUGUUACAAGGCAGCUUGCAGCAAAUCACAAUCUAAAACACACACACUUAUAAAAUCCAGUAUUUUGCAGGUGAAGUAUUUAUUUAUUAGAUAAUUAAUCUCUCCCACCUUCAUUACUGCUGUUUCCAGGGCUGCUGGCAUCAUAUCUAUUAAUUUAAUUAGGGCAUAUACAAGGAGAACCAGUUUUAUCCUUACAGCAACAGAUAAAAAUGUGAGAAACUGAGAGAGCUGCUGCCAGUCAGAGUGUACAGUAUUGAACAAGAUGGACUAAUGUUUACAAACAUGCAUACAUACACUGAGGUGAAAUGUUCGUUAAAAUGUAUAUAUUUGUGAAAAUAACAUAUAAAAAUGCAUCGUUUUAUGAUAAAUUUCUCCCCACUCCCUCGCACUAAGUCCAAAGCAUAUUUGGAUGGUGGGAAUCUCCCAAGUGUGCCCCAAGUAGCCAAGACUUCUUACUGCUGACCACGUUAUCCAGAAUGACAACCCUCCUGCAAACACCUGUAGCAGGUGAUGCUCAGAUAUUAAUACCAGCUUGGGGGGAAAAUUACAUCUUUCCUAGAAAACACAUAAUUUAUCUUAAAAACCAUUGUAAACUGCUAAAGUCAUUAGUUGGGUUGGAAUAACAUCUGCAGUUUAAUGCUGAAUUUUGGAUAUAAUGGAGAUGUAAAAGAUUUGGAUGCAGGAGGAAACGGUUAACAAAAAGGCCCACAAAGGUGAGGAGGGAAGUUCAGAAGAUUCUUUGGAAUCUUGUUUUUAUGUUGGUUGUUGGGCAAUUGAUUGUAAAACUUUAAACUGAAAAACUAAAUAAUUUUUUAAAGACCUCCAGCAGCUGUUAAAAUGCAAAGAAGAAAAAAGAAAAAUCACCUCUUUCCUGGGAAAGGGAAAUGUUUUUCAUGGUUUGAAAUAGCAAUGCCUGAUGCUUCAGAAACUUCAGAUAGCAGUUUCUUUUCCUUAUGAUAAAGCAGAAAAGUCCUCUUGGGCCUAACCUAUCUCAAGAGAGGUACAAAGAGAGUGUAGCAGAAGCAACAUCAAGAUAGGUUAAAAACAAUUUACAUAAGUGGAUCACAGCCUCAUCUGUGGGGAUAGUAUAUCUAGGGCAUGGGUAGGCAAACUAAGGCCCGGUGGCUGGAUCCGGCCCAAUUGCCUUCUCAGUCCGGCCCACGGACGGUCCGGGAAUCGGCGUGUUUUUACAUUAGUAGAAUGUGUGCUUUUAUUUAAAAUGCAUCUCUGGGUUAUUUGUGGGGCACAGGAAUUCGUUCACCCCCCCCCCCACAAAAAAAUAUAGUCUGGCCCACUACAAGGUCUGAGGGACGGUGGACUGGCCCCCUGUUGAAAAAGUUUGCUGACCCCUGAAUUGUACGGCAUAAAAUAAUGCCCAGUUAAGACUCCUAAAGCACAUUUGUGCCUUUGGUAGCCAAAGGAACUGCAAUACUUGGCGUUUACCAGGGACAGAUCCUGUUUUCAAGGAGGGAUAUUGACAGAAAUACAAUACAAUACAAAGAAAUACAAGCACAUCCUCCUUUGUGGAAAUAAAAAAAAAUGGGCAUAAAGCAAGGUCCCAGUAGAACUGCCAAUGUGUAUUUAUUCUCUUGGUGGUGAGAGGAACUUCAGCUUGUGGUAUUUACCAGGGGCAGGUAAAUCUUUUGCAGGUUAAUUACCGCUUGGGAUAUUAUUGUUAUUGUUAUUAUUAUUGAGGGGGAUUAAAGUAUUUAGUUAAACUGCACAAGGAACCCUUCCACUGCCAUCCCAUUACUGCUUUCCAAACAGUAAAUGUUGAUGAAUGUCAUUUGAAUUUCAGCAGCUAGUCCCUAAGAAGUACAAGAUCCACGGUGAGAUUACAAACAUUCUGCUGUGCCACCUGGGCUUCCUUUUCUCUCAGACUCUUGGAAGUUCUGGUCUGUGGGAACUCAGAUGCGUGCAUGUCCUGAUUAACCCAGAUUAUGAGACAUGGAGUCUAGCAGAGAAUCAGCUCUGUGACUGAAGCCACCAUUUUGCACCUGGUUCUAGUUGGUGGAUUUCAGGGUUCCAGUGAAAAACAAAUAAGAGCCUUCUGCCCGCACCUGGACAUACAGGUGUCCAACAUCUGCCAGAUUAUCUGCUUUAUAACCAUCCUGACCAGACAUAGGGUCAAGGCAGGUCAGUGGUUGCAGCACCAUGGAUAGCUCCAAGCAGGCAACUUGCUUCAACAAAGGGUCAUGAUGGUGAACUGAGACCUUGUUCAUCUCUUCCACAGUCUCCCAAGGGCCUGAAUGUUCUGGUUCCUAAAGGGCCAGCCCCAUUGCCUGGAAUAUGGUUGCUUCUUUGCCCUUUUGAGAGCUCUGCCUGGCAUGCUUACUGUGCUGUUGGGUGAGACUCAAUUCCUCGGAUGAGCCAAGCUCAAGUGUAGGCAUCUGUGAUGGUUCUGAUUGAGGAUUCUGGCCACCAGUCUCAGGUCCUGUGGGUUUCGAACCACCAGCAUCAGGGGGGUGGAGCUGGAUUCAGGGGGUGCUUGUUAAAGGGCCCUCUGGAGAACCCCUGUUACAGGGGUGAGGAACCUUGCUCAGUCUAGGGGCCACAUUUCCUUCUGGGCUACCUCCUGUGGGUUACAUGCCAGGGUUAAAAGUAGGUGGAGCAAUAUCUUCUAUCCAAGCAAGCAAGCAAGCAAGCAGGAGGCACUAUCAAUGUUCAAGACAUAUUCCAGCCAGGCAAAAUGUGUGCUCUGGAGAGAAUUCUAAGGGUAAGACAGAGAGGCCCUGAGGUUCCCUAUCCCUGCCUUGUUAUAUGAGCUGGCCAGCUCUUCUAUUUAUGAUCCACCAGAUCAGCCAGAACAGACCUUGCCAGGGUGCUGAGGUCCUGCCACCUGCCCAAAGUGGCCAUGGACCGAAGCCCCCUUCCCCUUCUCAGUUUUGGAAUUGAAGUCCCACCCCUCUUGUCUUACAUUUCCAUUUUCCUGACUGUGGCUGGGGUCGAAUGAGAUUUGCCCAGAGGGCAGACUGUGGCUGGGGUCGAAUGAGAUUUGCCCAGAGGGCAGACACACACACACACACACACACACACACACACACACACACAACACAAUUUCUCCCCCCCCCAUUAAAAACAGCCUCUAAAUUAGGGGUGGGAAAACAUUUUCAGCUGUGGGGUGGUCUGUCUGCCACUGGUGGGCAGGGCCAGAGAUGAAAGUGAGUGGAACGUUGGCAGAAGUGUGCAAGGCAACAGAGGGAACAUUUGUAAAGUAGCCAUACUUCUCUCAUACACCUCCUUCCAGGCACACAAGAGGCAUUAUCACAGUCAAGGCACAUAACCCAGCCAGGUAAACCCACUCAAGGAGGAUGCAGCAUAGAGCAGUGAGGGCACGAACUGGAAAGAGUCCUGAGGGCUAGGUAGAGAGGAAUGGAGGGCUGCAUUUGAAUCUAGGGGCUGAAGUUCCCCAUUCCUGCUGUCAGCUUCCAAAUCUCAGGGGGACUUUAUAGCCAGUCUCCAGUCCAGUGCAAGGAAUUGGGAUUGUGUGCCCAUGUGUGUGUGUGUGGGGGGGGGGUUAGGAGAGAAAAGAAAUGAAUUGCCCACGUCACGUUUAACAGCAUAGAAAUCUCUAUGGCAUUCAGCAGAAAAGGAAUGUAACCCUGAAACAAUCAACCAGAUUUGGAAAGAUCGAAACAGCCCUGGGUGCAUUCAUGCGCUGUCAGUGUGUUUGCAUGGGACAUUGUUUGCAGACAGCAACAUGCAAUGUUAGCAGAAAGUCUGAUCAGCCAGCCUUCCCCCGCCCCCAAAUCAGGCAGAAUGUGACUGUUUUGCUUUUGGGUGCUGCCCAAUCCAAUAUUGCCCCAGUCCCUUAAGAUCAUUCCGCAUGUUACCAAAUUCCCAUUUGCAAGGUAGGUUUAACCAACAGAUAUGACAGGCCUACUUGCUUAUCCAUCUUAUUGUUACAUGCAAGAUGAUUCUCUGCCUCAGGAUUCAGGAAUGGCUUUUAGCUCAGUGACAGAGUGCAUGCUUUGCAUGCAGAAGGUUCUAGGUCCAUUCCUUGGCAUCUCCAGGUAAUUCUAGAAAAAAGCACUCUGGCUGAAACCCUGGAGAGCCUUUGGUCCAAGGGUGGUUUAACAGUCAGUUCUUCCUCCCAGGGAAUUCUGGGGAUUGUAGCUUUGUGAGCACUUUUAGCACCUUAACCCAACCCUGGUUCCCAGGAGGGGUUUUUUGGGGGGUGGGGUGGGAGCCAUGAUAUGAUACUGCUUUAAAUUUAUGGUGCAGAUGGUGCCAACAUUAGGUUCCACCUUCCUGACCAUUGCCCAGGCUGACUAUUGCUGAUGGGAGUUGGAAUCCAUCAACAUCUGGAGGGCUGCAGGUUCCCUUGCCCCUGACUUAAUAUGCGCAGUAAAAGUUUGUCAAUAUAACAACAGUUAAUAAAAAGCAGAUUGAAAGAAGUAUGUCUUAAGUGGGUUGAGCAAACGACCAGGGAUAGGACUUGUGGCAAUAACAAGGAACUGCCAAAUGUCAGUGGGUUGCUAACAGUACAUUGGGAUAGGAAUUGCAGAAACUGUCUUUCCUAAAUUGCUUCAGUUUUAAACCAGCAACAUUCUUUUGCCUCUGCUAACCAAAAGAGUUAGGAGUGGGUUGGGGUUAAUUAGGUUGAGAUCCAGAGCUAAGGAUGUGUCAGUGGCCUUAGACUCAGUCCUCUUCCCAUAUGGAGUUUGUGGUCAUUGGCCUGUUUUACAGGGCUGUUCAGAAGGGUUACUGAGGUAAUAUCUGUUUAAAGCAGCUUUUGUACAUGUUGGGAAAGCAGGGAAGAUAUUUCGGAAUCUGAUGCUUUUGUUGGUUAAAAAGAUUCCCCAUUGUUUUUUAACUUCUGGUAUGUCAACACUGACUUAAACGGUUCUCAUCUGCUUGGAAACUUAUCUACUUCUUCUAUUCUCUCUAAACUAGGGUGAGAACUUGAUGGAGGUUGUAGGUGACAUGCUUUUUGAGGAUUCACCCUGUUUUGUUUGCAUGGGAAUUAGAUAGCAUUGGCUAUUUUAUGGGAAUUCAUCCUGAUUUGUUUUUGGAGAGGUUAGAUGGCGUUCUGUCAAAGCAAGUGUUAUCAUGAACUUCCAGUGCACCCCCCCAUCACUUUCCUUAUGGCAAAAAGUACAGGCAGUGUGGUGUAGUAAUCAGAGUGCUGGAAAGGCACCUGGGAGAAUAGUGUUCAAAUCCCUGCCCCCCUGCUCAGCCAUGAAGCUCACUGAGUGGCCUUGGGCCAGUCGCUGUUUCUCGGCUUAGCCUACCUCACAAGGUUGUUGUGAGGAUAAAGCGGGGUAUGUGGCAAAAUGUCCAUGCCUCCCUCAGCUCCUUAGAGGAAAGGUGAAAUAUUAUAAAUGCAAUAAAAUGAAUAAAAACAAAGACCUCCCAACCCACUGUAAUGGUGCACGUCAAAUUUGCCAAUACAUGCCUGAACCCCGCGUGAAAAGAGAAACAACGUGAAAGUGUUCUUAGUCCAGGGAAUGGCCAGGAAUAUUGAAAAUCUGCCAUUCAACCAACAGUUGCAGACUUAGGUAAAUCAAAAAAGCAGUUAGCAGUGAUGCUUGCUCCCAGGAUUGUGAGUGACAGCCUCUGCUAAGGGUUCUGAGACUAGUGAGCGGGUGCUUAGGGGCAGAAUUUCCAGCCCCAGCUUCUCAUAGCUCUCUCCCUUUCUUUCCCAAAAUAUUGCAAUCCCGGCUAUUCUGCAAACUACCCUCCUUCUCACCUGCUCUGCUCUGUGCUGCUGGACAGAGCUGCACUGAGCAGUGUUGGCCAUUGUCUGAGUCAGUCUUGCUGCUAAUAUUGGAUGUUCCAAAUGUGGAGAGGGGGUAGAUUUCCCCUGUUGUCCUGUUACGCCCUCUGAAGCUCUGUGUGGCUGUGAGAAACAGGUGGUCCCUGACCCCCUUCCUCACCUCUGGCUCAGUGUGGUGCAAUGGACUGGACUAAGACCCGAGAGAUACCAGGGUUUACAUCUCCAAUUAGCCAUGAAGGUUUCUGGGUGAUUUUAGACCAGUCACAGCCUCUUAGCUUAGCCUACCUCACAAGAUUGUUGUGAGGAUAAAAUGGAGUGGGGGCAGGGGGGAAUCCAUAUUGAGCUCCUUGGAGGGAUAGUGGAAUAUAAAUCUAAUAAUAAAUAAAUGUAUACAAUUGGAUUGCUAUCAGCACUGGCCACAGAUUCUGCUGCCUUGAGUCAGUAUAUUUUCCAGCCUCUAUGUCAGAAUAUGCCCUAGAAAAAAUUUCCUUCCACUUCUGUUGGCACCUAUACAUCCCUUUCAGCCAUUUCAAACAAAACACCUUUAGCACUGCAGUCAGUGUCCUCAAGGCAUUUUCCACCUGCUGGCCUCACAAGAAGAUUAUCCAUGUAUCAGGAAAGGUGGUAUAAAUGUAAUAAUCAAAAAUAAAUUCCAGGAUGUCACCCUCACCAGAGGGCAAUGGAAUACAGUGGUACCUCGGGUUACAUACACUUCAGGUCACAUACGCUUCAGGUUACAGACUCCACUAACCCAGAAAUAGUACCUCGGGUUAAGAACUUUGCUUCAGGAUGAGAACAGAAAUUGGGCUCUGGCAGCGCAGCAGCAGCAGCAGCAGCAGGCCCCAUUAGCUAAAGUGGUGCUUCAGGUUAAGAACAGUUUCAGGUUAAGAACGGACCUCCGGAACGAAUGAAGUACUUAACCCGAGGUACCACUGUACUAGCCAAGGCAAGGGUGGUGACCAGAAUUAUGAGACAUAUUUUAUCAUAUAUGCUAAUAGUUAAGUUUCCCACAUGUGGAUCCUUAUGUGGACAAAAUGGCACCUGCCACACACAUACCACAGGAGAGAUAUCAGAUGUACAAACAACUUUUUUUUAAAGCACUAAGCAUAGGGGACCCCCCUCUCAAACAGCCAGUGAGGGUUGGGCAUGCCCAAUAGAAUGCUGCCUGGUUGGUUUUUUUGGCAGGUUGUGAUGGGGGAGGAAAAAUAAAGCUACAAGUGAAAUAGAGUAUCCUGGAAAAGAGUAUGGCUGGCGGGCUGGAACCCUGACCAGGAGUACUCUGCACAGCAACAGUUUCUUGCAGCUCCCACUUGUAUGUUCAGAUGUCCUUUUUUCACUGCAGAAGGCUCCUCCAUUACAGCCAUAGGAAGAUUUUGGGUGCCCUGGUGGUAUUUGAAAUAUGCCCUUGAAAACAUUCCCUCCUCCUCCUCCUCUUCUUCCUGCAUUAUCAGUCAGCUAUGGGUCAAUCAGUCAGUCUUCCUUCACCUACUCCUUUCCCCUGUUUUAACGCUGUUGCAUCCAGUCCAUGCAUAUUUUUAUUGACAUCUGUGCUUUGACUACUGCCUGCCUGAUAUUAAUUAAUAACAUCACUGAGAGUCUGUGUUUUCGUACUGUAUUAUUUAUGGAAGCGGCAGCAUGUAAUGCUGCACAGCUGAUUAAUGCCACAUGCAUUUUUAAUAUACUCUUCUUUUUUUAAGUUGUGUGAUCUCUGCUAAGUGUGUGUGCUGUGUGUUUUGUCACCAUUGAUGUUCCCGGUUUGUUCCACAACUUAAACCUUUAGUUCUACAGCUCCCUUUAAUCAGUUCUCCCUCCCUUCUCUGAGCAAACUUUAAUCCAUUUUUCAGUAUUCAGGCCUCUCUCAUUGUUUUUGUCACUUUCAACAGUCACCCUCUGCUUCUCCAGACGAACUGUUUGUUAAGGAUUCUUCCUGAUUUAUUUAUUCAUUUAUUUUUGAAUAAUUUUUGUGGGAAUGUUAGUUGAUGCCAGAUAUUUAUGGAGUAUUCAAUCUGACUUCUUUGUGGCGAGUGAGACGGUGCUUUGCUGAGCAUGAGCUCUGCCAAACUUUCCAGUACAUUUCCCCCAUCGAUUUCUUUAUUGUGAAAAGGCCAAGGGGUUAUUUUGGUUCAAGGAAAAAUAAUAGGUGUAAAAGGAGAAUCCCCUGGGUGCCAAGAUCCAGGUUUGGGGGCAAGUACUCUUUGGCGAGAGUACUCUUUCUGCAGAGAUUUAAAAUCACAAAACAAGCAGAAAAGCAAAGUGUGGGAAUAUAAGAGCCACGUGGUCUAAGCUUAGAGAAACCAGCCCACACCUCACACGUUGAGCUAUUCAGGUAGACUGGAAGAGAACAAAAAAGCUUGAUUAUCUAUGUUAUGCAGGGCAGGGGGAAGAGGUCUCCUCACUGCACAAGAGCGCCAAGUCAACUUUCAUUGUAUGACCUAAAUUUGCCAGUAUGUGACCAGGUCUCACCAGACACUAGCAACAGCAGGGGUAGUCAACAUGGUGGUCUCUGGGUGUUGUGAUCUGGAAUUCCUGUUGUAUGCUGGCUGGGGUUGACUGAAGUUGUAGUCUAAAAUACCUGCAGGGUACCACACCGGCUACCCCGCAUUUGGAACUCCCUCCCUGGAGAAGCCAGACUGUCUCUCUCCUUGUUGUCUUUCCGCUGGCAGGUGAAGACCUUCUUGUUCCAACAGGUUUUUGGAAACUGAAUACUUUCAAUGAAAGGGCUGGUGCCAUGCUGUUCUCAUUGUAGUUAUUUGCAUCCUGUUUUAGGGAGGUAGGUAGGUAGGUAAUUAAAUAGAUGAUGAUGAUAGAUAGAUAAAUGGAUGAUAGAUAGAUAGAUAGAUAGAUAGAUGAUAGAUAGAUAGAUGAUAGAUAGAUAGCAGAUCAAUAGCUAGAUCAGAUCUCAUUUCAAUAUACUGAAGGCAGUGCUCUUAAAGUCAAUAGCUGAUGAGGUUUAAAGGGUAACAGCCUGGGUUUCCUAGGGGUUCCCCCCUUUCUUUCUGAGUUUAUCUGAUUUGGGGAAGUAUGACAGAACCACAUUUAAAAAAAAAUAUUUGAGAAAAUAAUUUUGCUUCAUACUUUAAUUCACUGUCUCAUUGGUUUGCCGAUCUCCAUAGUAAGCACCCAACAGAUUAAAACUGGUUUUGGCUUUACAGAAAGGUAGUAAAUUAACAAGGAAGUUUAUGCUGAAGACUAAGACUUAAAACUUUUCUAUGCAACUAUGCCUCUCUCUGCAGAGUAGUUUUAAAAACUGUCACUUGUGGAUUCAUGUGAGCUAUUUAGAUGGCCCGGUGUGACUUCUCACGCACAUCCCAGCCUUUUAAAGGUUUACAACCUGGGUGAAAUUAACUUGUUUCAUAAACAAUAACUAAAGACCAUUAUGUUUUCUCUAGCAACACACAUUACAGAACUGUUCUUUGAAAAGCUCUGCUAUGGAUUUGUUCUAAAAGCUUCAUCCAGUGUAGCUGAAUGUGGGAAGAUUUCAGGACAGACGAAAGAGAGAAUUCACACAGCACAUACUUAAGCUGGGGGAUUUUGCCUUAUGGCCACUGGCCACUGACUGGGAUGGCUUUGAAAGAGGGCUGGAAAAUUCAUGGAGGAUAAGGCUGCCAGUGGCUGCUAGAUGCAGCGGCUACAUUCUAACUUCAGCACUGGAGGCAGUUAUACUUCUGAAUACCAGUUGCUGGGAAUCACAAAUGGGAAGGGCACUGUUGUACAGUGGUACCUCAGGUUAAGAACUUAAUUCGUUCUAGAGGUGCAUUCUUAACCUGAAUCUGUUCUUAACCUGAGGCACCCACUUCAGCUAAUGGGGCCUCCCACUGCCGCCGCUGCGUGAUUUCUGUUCUCAUCCUGAAGCAAAGUUCUUAACCUGAGGUACUAUUUCUGGGUUAGCAGAGUCUGUAACCUGAAGCAUCUGUAACCCGAGGUACCACUGUACAGUGGUACCUCGGGUUACAUAUACUUCAGGCUACAUAUGCUUCAGGUUACACACUCCACUAAGCCAGAAGUAGUGCUUCAGAUUAAGAACUUUGCUUCAGGAUAAGAACAAAUCAGGGUCUGGCGGUGCGGCGGCAGCAGGAGGCCCCAUUAGCUAAAGUGGUGCUUCAGGUUAAGAACAGUUUCAGGUUAAGAACAGACCUCCAGAACGAAUAAAGUACUUAACCCGAGGUACCACUGUACUUGAGUCUUGCUUGCAAGCUUCCCGUAGGAAUCUUCUUGGCCACCAUGAGAAUAGGAGUUUGGACCAGAUGGCCUCCUUUGGCCUAAUCUAGCAGGGUCCUUCUGGUAUUCUUCUUAUGUGACAUUGGGUACUUUGGCUUCUUUCCCCCAUCAUUUUCGCAUUGUAAUCAUCCUCAAUUGUUCCUUAUUGUCCUCCAUUUUGAAUAUCAUUUUCUGGGUCUCCAUAAUGCACAAUCAGGGGCACUGAGUGGGUCUCCCACUCUUAUGCACCUCUGUUGUGUCGCUCUUCCUACCUAUUUUGUAUGUGAGAGAAGUAUUUAUUUCUUUUAUUUCCAGCAGAACCCUAUAUUUGCUGACUCAGAAGUAAGUCCUAUUGAGCUCAGUGGGGCUUAUUUCCAGGUUGACGUGCAUAGGACUGCUGGUAUAGAAUGCCUUUAAUGGUUUUCUAGGUGUAUGCCAGCAUAAAUUAGAACAAGGCAAGGUGUAUUAUAUACCGUAAUAAGGAGAGAGAUGUGACUGCAUUUAUGCUGUACCUUUAAAGCAUGCCUAUGUCAUUUAACCUCCAUGGCUUCCUCCAAAGAAUCCUGAGGACUGUAGUCUGUUAAGGAUGCCGACCUCAAUAAACUACAACAUUAACAAAUUACAGUUCCCAGGAUUCUCCAUGACAGUUAAAAUGGCUUCCCUUGUUCUCUUAGAAUGGCAAUGGCGCCUACCUGAGAAGUACCAGAACUGAGCUGGUCAAAACCCUGAAUAUCAGUCUUUUGGCCCUUUGCAUGAAAAAUGUGUGUUCUGCCACUGGGCUGUGGGAUUUCCCCCAUCAGUAAUGCAUUCAGGGCUGCAGCCCUGGGUCUUUUGUUGCAGGUUCUUGCUCUCCUGUAUCUUUCAUCUGGUGAGUACACUGCAAAAAUCCGGUGCUGGAUUUUGCACCACCUUAAUUGCCCAGAGGCACUUAUAUACCUAUCGAUCAGCAUAUGUCAGUCUUGUGCAAAUCGGUGUCAUGGGCCUGUGCCCUGGAGUCUAAGCACCUAGCAUGUCAGGGGUGGAGAACAUCAGACUUGGGGCGAGUCCCACAGGGUGGGGGCAACCUGCUUCCCUCUGGCACUGAGAAAUCUCCCGAGGCCACGCCUGAAGUCUGCAUCCCUGCCAAAGUGCUUUUGCCUGGCUUGAAUGUGUCCCUUGAACUCUGUUCGUGCCUCUUUCUUGCCUGGAGGAAGGACAGGGAAGGGUGUGUUCCUACUAUACAAAAGGCAAUAUUUACAUUUUGUGAUUUGCUCACUUACACCUCUGGCCCCGCCCACCCAUGGCACGUGGCCCUUGGAACAUUGCCCAGGAGGGAAUGUGGCCCUGAAAAAGAUUCCCUUUUCAACCAAAACAAACCAUCUCUCUUGAGACACGGAACAUCUACCCAACUUCCCUUGGACUUCUAGUUCGCCCACUGUUCAUAGUUCCUGUUGACACCCAUUUGGUGAAAUGCCACCCUCCCCACCCAACUGUACAAAAGCCAUGCCCCUGAGUAUUUUCCUGGGACCCUCCCUAAUGGUGAUAAAAAACCAGAGCUAUCAACGCAUCACUGCAGCCAUGGAAAAAACCCCAAGGAAGAGUUUGACAGAGCUCCUGUGGGCGGGGGGGGGGCAGAGGAGGAGAGUUGCUAUAAAUAGGAGAAGAGACUCCAGGGAAGAAACAGGAGAUAUUAGAAGAAAGAGGGGAAGAAAACCAGAACUGACAAGAGCCAACAGGUCUGUUCUUGUUGAUUAAUUUGGGAAGCUUUGUUUACAAAAGCACUGGAACAAGAAUCAGAUCUCUUUCCUUUAGCCCACAGUCAAAAGAUUAAAUCACAUGGCUUUUUCUUUUAUACAAAAACAGCAGCAGCAACACAUUGGCAAGGUAGCUAACAGGGUGCCUUGUGGAUGCUGUUUCACUCCAAUUCCCAUCAACCCCAGCUGGGGUGGCUAAAGCUGAGGGAUGAUGGGAGUUGUAGUAUAGCAUCAGAACAAGCAGCAGCAGUUGAGAUUCCGGCAUUGCAGGGGGUUGGACUAGAUGCCCUUUGGGGUCUCUUCUAACUCUGAUUCUACCUGGAGAACACCACACUAGCUACCUCUAAGCAUUAUGGGAAUAAAUCUAGGGGCCAAACGAGAUGUUGGCGGUCGUGGUGCUGGAAGAUAGCAAAAGAAGGUUUUGCAAUUACUUACCAUCUUCACCUGGCCUCAUAGGAACAUAAAGAAAUUGCAUUGUAUUGAGCCAGACUAUUAUUUCAUCCAAUUCAGGAUUGUCUACACUGGCUGGCAACAGCUCACCAGGAUGUCAGGCAACCAACCCAACCGGGAGAUUUGAGAGACUGAAUCUGGAACCUUCUGCAUACAAAGCAGUUGUUCCACCACUGAACUGCUGCCUCCUUGUUGUGCAACACACAAUGGUUCAUUUCCUAAACUGGGAGGGGGAAUGGGACAAUGAGACAUGGUCAGGGGAGGGGGAACUAAGGUGGAGUUGGAGGGAGACAUCCUAUGAAUCGAUUACUCGUUCUGCUGUUAUGCAGCCCACUAAAAGAAUCCUCCUAAUAUCUCACAAGUGCUGAGCAUGUACUUAGAAAUAAAAUAAAAAGUGUUGGUGUAUAUACUGUGCUUCAUUUAUAAAAUGGGAAGAAUCUGGCUGAGAGCAAUGCUUCAAAAGCCCUCAUUUGGUCCUGGAUUUGUAGCAAAUACCUCCGAGUGAAAAGCUGUAGGAGGGUGGGAAGAACACUCUGCACAGAUUUUGGCUGCGCUCAGUAUUGGCACUCAUGCCUUGACACUGGAAAUUGAAGGAAAUAUACGCAGCCCAACAUUAGGAAAUUGUCUGGCUUGUUGGAGUUCAGGUAGCAACUGGCUCCACUUUCUAAGCCAACAUUUUGCACCUUGCUCUGCUUGCUGGACUUCAUGAUUCCAGUGAAGAAAAAAACCAAAGUAGAUCCCCAGGUCUGGAGUGGAAUAGAGUAUAGGGACAUAGGAGGCUUCCUUAUGCUGAGUUAGACACCUGAGUCCACAUAGUAUUGUCCACACUGUCAGUGGCUCUCCAGGCAGCGGUUUCUCCCAGCUACACCUGAAAACACCAGGAGAUUGAACCUGGAAGCUUCUACACGCAAAGUAAGGGCUCUGCUGUUGAGCUAUGACUAUUUUCUUUCAUCUGUACAUCUACUUGCUAUGUGUAACUCUGUCCAUAUGCCACUGGUUUCCUUUCUCCUUGUUACAAGCAGUGCUAUUUUUCUAGAAAAAGAGGUGCUGGAACUCACCAUGAACACCUCCUUCGUUCUCUUAGAAUGGCAAUGGUACCUACCUGAGAGGUGACGGAACUGAAUUCUGGUGAGUUCCAGCUGAAAAAAAGACCCUGGUUACAAGUGUGGACUUUCUGCUGCUCCUAUGAAUCCAUUUCCUUAAUCUGUACUCUGUUACUACAUCCUGCUUUUCUUCUCUUUCUGAAGAUGGUAGGGAAAGCAACAACACUUGGAGAAGGGACCUAGCAAGGACUAAGAUGACUCUUAGUCUAGCAAGCGGGAGGAGGAAAGAUGUGAAUGGAAUAUCCCAUUCCAUGCAUUCUGUGGCCAAAUGUGUGGUGUCUGCAUCUGAACUUUUCCACAGUGCCUUCAAGAGGACUUCAGUUCUCACUCUGCUGACCUGAAAUGGUAGGACAAUGAUAAUAACCCCUCUCAUAAAUACUUUAAAACAUGUGCUGCAGGCAGUGAACAGGAUGGACAAGGUAACCCAGCCCACUCCCUGGAGACUUUGUGACAGCAGAGAGUUUGUAGCUGGAACAUGACGAAAUGAAGUAAAAUACUAGUAACUUGAAAAACGGGCCUGCCUCCUGACCUUGUAGAAUAGGGGAACCUGAAACCUUCCAGAAGUUGAUGGACUCCAAUUCCCAUUAUUCCUGACUGUUGGAUGGGGCUGAUGGAAGCUGGAGAUCAAUAAAUCUGGUGGGCCACAGGUACCCCAGCCCUUCCUUAAACUGUGGUUAAUGUUAGCUGUGUGUUUAAACAAGCCAGCUUCAUAACCUAAAGGGUUGAAGUUGGCUUGUUAAAACAAAACAAAGCAACAACCCAAAGUUUACCCAUGGUUCAGAUGACACAUCAAACUGUGGUUAAGCAAAAACAGCAGGAAAAACUUCUGAUCUCCUCAUGACUAUGCUAGCGGGGGCAGGGCUGUUCAAGCUGAGGCUUCCUGAGGUUCGUUCUUCUCAUGUUUAAAUGAUGUACAGUGGUACCUCAGGUUAAGAACUUAAUUCGUUCUGGAGGUCCGUUCUUAACCUGAAACUGUUCUUAACCUGAAGCACCACUUUAGCUAAUUGGGCCUCCUGCUGCUGCCGUGCCACCGGAGCACGAUUUCUGUUCUCAUCCUGAAGCAAAGUUCUUAACCUAAGGUACUAUUUCUGGGUUAGCGGAGUGUGUAACCUGAAGCGUCCGUAACCUGAAGCGUAUGUAACCCGAGGUACCACUGUAUAGAACAUUAGCCAAUGUGGUUUCCCCCCAGAUAUUGCUGGACUCCACUCCCAUCAACAUAAGUCAUUGCCCAUGCUGAUUGGGGCUGAUGGGAGUUGAGAAUCCAGCAGUUCCUGGAAGGCCACAAGUUCCACAUACCUUGUUAGAGGGUUGAGUUAAAAACUGGUGUAAGUCUGUCAGCCUGAGAAGAUUCAUUGUCUCCAUUAGGGUUGCCACAUCUUGCUUUUAAAUGUAGUGUCCCCUAGCAAAGCCCUUAUCUCUAUUUCCCCUUUUUCUUAUCCAGCAGAUCAGUACCAUACCAGCAUAUGCUGCAAAUCUCCAUAAUUACUGGGCAGUUAAUUUUUCUGAGGCUCGCUGCCUCUGUCCCAGGUUUUUAUUUUUUUUGCCUUACAGGAUGCCUCCUUGAAAUUCCACUAGGGUCAGAGUUCUUGGGGAGGUGGACAUAGCUCAGUGGUAGAGCAAAUAUUUUGCAUGCAGAGGGUUGCAGGUCCCGCGCUUCACAUCUCUUGUAGGGUGGAAGAGGAAACCCUGGGCAGAUAUUGCCAGUUUGUAUAGAGCCGGGUAGGGAAGCUCAGGCUCAGUGGCUACGUGCAGCCCCUGGGACCUCAUAUCUGGCCCUUGUGAAUCUUCUCGCAACAAACAUUCCUCCACAGUCAUAUCUGCUCUUCCCAGCAGAUACCGUGCUUCACACCCUCCUUGAGUGUUUUUGCCUAGCUGGGAAGUAUCCUUGGAUUCUGAUCAUGCCUUCUGUUUGUCUGGAUGGAGGAUGAAGAGGGGUGUGUGAGUGUAUGUAGAGAAGGUAUUGUACCAAGGUAGCAUUCACAUUCAUUGCCCCACCCACUUUUGUCUCUGACCUCACCCACCCCUGGCAUGCAGCCAUUGGGCUGAAAUCUUCCUCACCUGUAAGAGGUGAGCCAGCAGUAAAUCACACUGUGCAAGUUGGAGUUAACUCUUUAUUAGCAAAAACCAGAUCUGAACAGGAGUGUCAGGCAUAAUGAGCAAAGGUCUUGCCCCCAUGAAGCAGUUGUGGAGACUGAAGGUCUCUCCUCUCCUGGGUUUUCCCCAAGCACUCUGAGACUUCACCUGUGUGAAGCUAACUUCUCUGCCUGCUUCAUGCCUCUCCUGGUUCUGGGAGACCAGGGUGGAGGAGAGCUUGUCGCAAUUGGAGGGGGAGACACCCAUGCCUCUUCACCAGCCAAACUCAUCUCUGCCUGUUGGCCUCUCUCCUCUCCUGCUUCAGCUUCUGCCUCUGAUUCUGCACAGCUCUUUGUCACAGAGUCCCCCUGCUCACUAAGCCCUGUUAUCUCUUCAGCUUCCAACACCUCCUCUUCCUAGUCUUCUCCCUCUGACCACUGAUCAUCAUCCCACCACCAAUCCCUGGGCCCUGACCUUUCUUCCCUUGGGAGUUCCCCAGCUUGUUCCUGCCAAUAUUCCUCUGUGUCCAACCAGUCUAUGUCAUCACUCCUAAUGUAGACAAUACCAGGUUAGAUUGACAAACAGACUUGCUGGCAUAUGGCAGUUCCCCAUAUGACGAGAAGAAGCACCAUAGCUCUCUGGCAGAGCAUGAGCUUUCUGGUCACAUGAUCCCAGGCUCAAUUCCCAGAGCUGCCAGUCAUUGUAGACAGCACUAAGACAAGUUUCCUGUGAUCUCCAGGGUUCAGCCUCCCUCUCCCGGUCCUGAGCAGUUGACUAUCUGGAGGGGGAAGGGCACAUGUUUUUUGUAGUGCAUGCAUAUUAAAUAUUGGAAUGCCAUGUAGAGCACUUCAAACAGUUGAUGUGAGAAAAGGGUAGGGUUGGGUAUUCUGGAGGAAAUAAGCAAGUAAUGGGUGGGGCCAGAGGCAAAAGUGGGUGAAAAACAGAUGUGAAUCUUACCUUGGUGCAGUAGGCUACAUUCCAGCCAUGCAAAAACAAAAGUUUUCUCCCUGCACACCCAUACACCUUAUCAUUCAAGCAAGCAAAAACCAUGAUUGGUGUUCAAGGACACAUUCCAUGUAGGCAAGAAUUCUCAUGAGAAGUGCAUAGCAGGGCUGGUGAGAUUCUCAAGAGCCAGAGAGAGGGUCUGGGUCUCUCCCCCACCCCACAUCCUUGUUCCACCACUCAUUUCAUUCCAGGAGGGCUGUGAUAGUUAGCAGGGUCAGCACUUGUUGCAUACGGGAGCAGCAGCAGGAUUUUCUGGGCCCAGUACACACUUGGGCUCUUCGGUCCACUCGCAAAAGAGGGCACAAGCCUUUGCAAAAUCUGCACAUGCUUUGUGCAUUAUGCAAAAUCAUGCCCUCUUGCUGAAGGGUUGGAAGUAGAGUUUGGAAAUGGUUGGGGGGAUUCUCUCCAUACCAUGUCCCCUCCUAAACCACACAUCCUUCUCCAGAGGACACCCCCCUCACUGGCACAGCUUUUUAUUGCCCUUGUAUGGUUUUCCUGGCUGCAAUCUGCCCAUGAAUUCUGAAAAUGAUUCCUGCUCUCCUGGAUGUAUGGUAGGGAGGGAUGUGCAAGUGCAUGUAGAACUAGUUUGCCGUAGAAAGGUAAAAUUAGUAUUGGUUGCUCUUCCAGCUUUUGCCUCUGACCUUGCUCACCACUGACCCCCACCGGAAGGUUACUCAGGAGGCAGCAUGGCCCUUGGGGUGAAAAAUGUUCCCCAUCACCUCCCUGGUCAAUGUUACUAACAUUUCAAACCAAAACAAAGCCACUGUGCUGGAUGCAAAUAGAUAUCCACCCUCACAUCUGCUUCACCCCCUAGUUUACACAAAAGCACCAAUUCACAGUACCCACAGGGCUUGACUCUGUAGCAUCACUUAAGGCAGGGCUUGCCAAUGUGGUGCUCCUCAGGUUGGAGGACUGCAAACCCCAUCACCCUUACUAUUGGCCUUGCUGGCUGAGGUUGAUGGGAGAUGGAGUCUGACGGCCACCGAAGGACAUCACGUUGGCUGCCCCUGACUUAGAGGACCAGUCCUGUGCAGCUUUUUCAGUGCAGCCCUGAAUUACUCAGCUGCUCCCACCUGCCCUCCAACAGCAACACAAACUGGAAAACCUGAACCAGUCUAGAAGGCACCUUCUGCAUCCAUCAGUAGCAGCACUGGCAACCAGAUCUGGUAGGGUGGCAAGUGAGAGCAUAUGGGCUCCUUCAGAGGCAGCCCCACAUCACCCUAGCAGAUGCUGAUGAUGCUGAUGCUGAUCUCUAUGAGCAAGACCCAUCCUUCGCAAGAUGGGAGCAUGGGAAGCUGCCUUAUACUGAGUCCACGCAGCUCAGUAUUGUCCACACUGACCAGCAGAGUAGAGCGUGUUGAAUAUUUCAGUUUACAAAUUCCCAAAAUGGGGGGUGAUAAAACAUUGUAACAUGAAUUUGAAGGAUAUUUUGGUUAAAUUAAUAUAAUUUAGUUUUGCUUGGUAAGUAAAAUGUGUGUAAAAUUGCACAGAUAUCAAUAAAAAUGAUUGCCAAGUACUUGUGGUAUUAUUAUUAUUAUUUAGCAUUACCUGACAUUUUCAGAAGGUAAAAUUAAAAUUCUUUGUUUUCAGAAAGCAGUUGAUGUGCUUUUUCAUCAAACAUAGGUUUAUCAAGUUAAAUGUUGUCCAAUCACCAAAAAACCAAUAGAUUGGAAUUCCUCAAACCCAGAAGAAAUUUGCAAAAAUUAAGCCCCACCCCCUAAAAGGACAUGCCCUACUGGCAAAGGCUCAUCAGGGUUCCAGACAGGACAUCCCUAGCCUCACCUGGAGAUGCCAUUGAGGGUGGACCCUGGAGCCUUCUGUUUGCAAAGCAGGUGCCAAAAGUAGCUGGAGGCUGGCACCAGGCAGCUAAUCCAGAAGCAUGUAAACAAAGGCGGUCUGCACUGGGCAGAAACACCGUAUCUUCAAGGUCAGCCUGGACACCCAAAGUGCUGGCUAAACGCUGGGUUAUUCCCAAGCCAGUUCUGGCUCACAGUCUCUGUCAAUAAACCCAAGGCUGGCUCCAGAUACACACUGGGGGACGGGGGGAGAGUGAGUUAAGUAAGUUCUUUGUGUGAUGUCUCUCUCCCACCCCCGCCUGCAAACAUCUCAAAAUCUCCGACUUCUUGGAUGUUUACUACUACUUGAAGGCCUUUUGACAUUUUUAAAAAUUAUCUUUUGUGUCUGCCUGAUUGUUUGACUCUCCCCCUCACCUCCCAGCUGUUCUUUUUUCAAGAGGCUUGUUUGUGCCAAGAGAAAAUAAAUUCCAAAAAUGAACUAAGGGAUAAAUAAAGAGGCAGCCAAACUAUUCUAAAGAGAUCAGGCUAGUGGCUGUUGUUCCUCAAGAGAAGAUGUUGUCUGUAAGUCAGGGGGUAUCAUCUUCCCCAUGGACCUGUCAAUUUAAAUCUUACUUUUGUGGCCCCUUUCAUGUUCUCCCUCCUUCUAAAGUUUGGGGUCAUGACUGAUACCUGUACAGUGGUACCUCAGGUUAAGAACUUAAUUCGUUCUGAAGAUCCGUUCUUAACCUGAAACUGUUCUUAACCUGAGGUACCACUUUAGCUAAUGGGGCCUCCCACUGCUGCCGCGCCGCCUCAUCCUGAGGUAAAGUUCUUAACCCUAGGUACUAUUUCUGGGUUAGCAGAGUCUGUAACCUGAAGCGUAUGUAACCUGAAGCGUAUGUAACCCAAGGUACCACUGUACUGGUAUAGGUCUGUAAUGAUGUGGGCUUUUUGUUUUUUGUUUGUUUGUUUAAGGGAGGGGCCUUUUUAAUGAGAUCCAGGUGUCUGGAUCAGGGAGCUGCUUUUUAAAAUUACGGUGGUACCUCGGGUUACAUACGCUUCAGGUUACAUACGCUUCAGGUUACAGACUCCGCUAACCCAGAAAUAGUACCUCGGGUUAAGAACUUUGCUCCAGGAUGAGAACAGAAAUCAUGCUCCGGCAGCGCGGCGGCAGCAGGAGGCCCCAUUAGCUAAAGUGGUGCUUCAGGUUAAGAACAGUUUCAGGUUAAGAACGGACCUCCGGAACGAAUUAAGUACUUAACCCGAGGUACCACUGUACUACAAUACCUCCAGCAUAGUGUCACUCACUGUGGAGCAUUGUGAGAGAUUGAAAUGCUGGCAUCACCCAGAUGCCUGGUGCUAAUGCCCUGCAUGUGUGGGCUUUCAUAGGAAGAUGCUUUACACUGAGUCAGACCAUUCGUCUGUCUAGCUCAGUAUAGUAACUGUGACUGGCAACAGCUCUCUGUGGUUUCCAUGACCUACCUGGUGAUGCCAGAAAUUGAAUCCGGGGCUUUCUGCAUGCAAAGCUAAUUCUCUACCUCUGAGCUACGGCUCAUGUGUUUUACCAGAGCUGGGUCAGAGGCAUCAUCUUGGAGGCAUAUGGAAAACUUAUGUUGACCUUUGGUGUGGCCAAAUAGGGUCUUGCAGUAGAUGACCCUCGUGGUCCUUUCCAACUCUGCAAUUCUAUUAUUUAUUUAUUCAUUCAUUUAACAUUUUGCUUAUUCAGUUACAGCAGAUUCAAUAAACCAACCACUGUCAGGUUGGAAACAACAGCAUACCAUAACGAUUAUUAAGCAAUAUAAUUCACCAUUAUCAAUCUUAGGACAGAUGUUUUUAACUUUUCUUAGGUUCUUAUGCCUUGCCCAGCACCUGUUGUGGAGGCCACAGUCAGGAAGAUCUGGUUUUUGGUUUUUCCCUUCCUCUCAAGUUAGGCUCCCAAAUAUGCACUCUUCCAGCAACUCCGAGCUUCUGUUGUCUCCUGUGGCCUAGGGGAUGCGGUGGGUGGGGGAAGAAUCAGGAAUCAAGACAGGGCUUGUGAUGGGAUCCUUGGGAGGCCUGGGUGACCCUCAUCCCUGAAGAGGGGCUCUUCCGACUGCUUUUCAUCUACUGCAGGUUCCUCCAGAGCUUUUAUGGGAGGAGAGAUCUCUGCCAAGGUUCUUCCUCCAAAGAAGCCUCUUCAGAGACUGGGUCAGGUGGAAUCUUGAUGCCCCCAAUGGUGCCUGUCCAGCCAAUGUUUUCCCAAAACUGAAGGACCCUGAACAGGGCUGUAUCUAUGGAGGCAGAUGUAGAUAUCUGAAUGAUGGCCUCCUUCCCUACGAACCUUCUUGGCUGUUAAGGUUGGGACUUGAGGGUGUGUAGUUCCAUUGCUCUCAGAGGUUCAGGAGUGGUAGUGGCCCAGGAAAAGACCUUAUGUGGGAGUCCCUGAGUUGUGGAAUUUCCUCCCCGAAGAGGUAUAUGGCACCUUCAUCAUACAGCUUUUGCUUACACUGGUCUUUGACACUAUAGAUUGAUUGACUGAUUGACAGGCUGAUUGAUUGAUUGAUUGAUUGAUCAUUCAUUAGAUAGAACAUAGAUAGAACAUGGAGACAACCCUCCCUAUUCUUCUUUUGGUGAAUUGUUUUAACUGAUUUUAACAUUGUAUUUUGUACAGCUGUAACCUACCCUAGGGCUUUAUGGUGAAGGGCAGGUAAGAACAACAAAUAUUACUAGUUAGUAACAAUAAUCAUGUCUUGUGAAGGAAGUCGAGGAUUUCUUAUUAAUUUCGGAGGCUUCUUAUUAAGCCUCUAUUUUCCUCUUUCUUUUGUUUUUAAAGCUGAACUGAAACAAACCAAGCUGCAUAAUUGAUGCAAGCUGCCAAAAUUCUGCUUCCACUUCUGCACAAUUUGGGUUAGUGGUGCAGAAAAUGAUUGGUUUCUGGAAUAAAAAAUAAAAAAGUACUAGAUCCUUACCAUCCUAGAUAUGUAGGAUCCUGGCCGUUUAGGGCUUUAUUUUAGCGUGCGCGCGUGCACACACACACACACACACACACACACACACAGCACAACUUAAAUUGCACCCCAAUGCUUUAAAGAGGCAGCUGCUGCAAUUUCCAUUCCCCCCCCCCCGCUUUGCUUUUUCUACAAGCUUUGCAGAUCCAGGAGGCGGAGGGGAGAUGCCUGGUCUCCAGAGUCCCUCUCUGCCCUCUUUCCAAGUGCUCAGUUUACUGCGUAAAAUAGUCCUGGCAUUUUUUUGGCACAGGUUCCUGCUCAAGCAGUGACACAGCAAAAAGAAAGAAAAGGGGAUGAACGCAUUGCAGCAGCUGGCGCUGCUUCUGUCACUGGGCCAGUUGACGUUGAAAGAGGAAUGCCAAGUGCAUAAUUACACAGUGGAUGCCCAAUACAUCUCCAUGCCAGCUCCCUGCACGUGUGAGUUGAUUGGUGUGAGCUUCCGUCAACGGAUGGAGAAUCAAAGGAGCUUGUUCGGAAUCACAUGGCUGGGCAGUAUGAAACUGGCAUGGCUGGUUUUUCUGGCACUUGGCUGUGUGUCCAAAUUUGCUUGGGUAAACAUAUUGGAAAUAGUGUGAUCUGCAUGGGAUUCAUUGUUAGGUGAGCAAUGCUGUAGAAGGGGACCCCAGGCAAACAGAAGGGCUUUUCGAUGGGCCAAUCAGCUGAGAGCACCCAGGAAAUACCACUCCUGCCUUAGCUGAGGCUGGAUGCCUUUUCCAUCUCCCUUAUGAUACAGCUUUACUCCCUCAGUUUUCAAAGGACUUUCGGAAGGAGGGCAUGGGGAAAUCUCAGCAGGAUUCGUGGUCUGGGUUUUCUGUGCGUGACUUAGAUGGAGGGAAGGGGUAAAAUGUAACCAGGCUUUCGUUCUCCUCCCUAGCUUAGCUCUUAGGGAGAACAGACCUUGAAAGUGUCCCUAUUUUCCAGGUACAUCCCUGAUUUAGAGAAACCAUCCCGGUUUCUGAUUUGAUCCUGGAAUGCCCCACUUUUCCUUAGGAUGUCACUAUUUUCAUUGGAGAAAUGCUGAAGGCUAUGGAGUUAUCUGACCCCCAAGCAGUCUGAAGGCAGUAGUGUAUAGGGAAGUUAGUGUAUAGGGAAGUUCUUUUAAAAAAUGUUUAAUGUUUAAUUAUGUUUUUAUGUAUGUUGGAAGCUGCCCAAAGUGACUGGGGCAAUGCAGCCAGAUGGGUGGGGUAUAAAUAGUAAAAUAAUCAUUAUGAAAUGGGAUGUCCCUAUUUGGACAAUUUGUCCCUAUCGGACAAAUGUUGGAGGGUAUGGGGAGAAUGGCUCAUUCACCCUUUGUCGAGCCUCCCUUUUUCGUUCUGAUUUCUGUUCUGCCUCCUUCCUUCCAGCCACUUUGUCUCCAUGUUCCCCACUCAUUGGCUUCCAUACUUCCUGAAACCUCUUCCCUGACUGCCUUGCCUACAAAUGGGGGUUCCAUGAUCUUCGGUUGUAGCUGUAGACAGGCAGAGCCAACUCUAGUUUUGUCCCCAUCCUCCUCCCUACUAAAUUAUAUAAAGGCAGUACAGUGGUACCUCGGGUUAAGAACUUAAUUCGUUCUGGAGGUCCAUUCUUAACCUGAAACUGCUCUUAACCCAAGGUACCACUUUAGCUAAUGGGGCCUCCCGCUGCCGCCGCACGAUUUCUGUUCUCAUCCUGAAGCAAAGUUCUUAACCCGAGGUGAUAUUUUUGGGUUAGCAGAGUCUGUAACCUAAAGUGUCUGUUACCUGAAGCAUCUUUAUCCAAUGCUUUGGAUUGAAUCUAAUCCUCUGCUACUCAGAGUAUACCCACUGAGGUUACUGGGCAUGACUCUCUCUUUUUAAAAUGCAGUAAAAUGGCUACAUACAAAUUCAAUAAAACACAGAAUACAGCACAAAAUAACACAUAGUGCAACAACAGCAAUUCUAACACAUUGUGGCUGGUUUUUGGAGUUGCUUUGGGCAUGACUUUUUUAGGUUCAUUAAUUUCUGUGGGUGUACUCUGAGUAGAACUUAGUUGCCUACAACCCCGUAAAGACAGAUUUAAUAACAUACCAUCAGUGUUGUUCAAAUGCCUUUGCCUAGCUCUGAAAUGGUGACAAUGCUGGCAUCAGACAGGGCCCUCUAGGGAGAGCAUUUCAUGCCUUCAUUGCAAUUCAAGGCAAGCUAGAUUUAUUUUGGUUGCUCAAAAUUCUUUUUAUUUGCGUGCACCACACUUGAGGUUUAGAAAGAAAAGGAACACCCGGUUUAGCAAUAUGUUGGAACCAACGGGGUCUCGGUUUUGCUGGAACCAGUUUAGAUGACUCAUGUUCCUUGUCUUCUCUGUCCUCCUUUUGCUUUGGAAAGUCUUCUUGUUGAGCAACAAAGCAAGGGGACCGGUGAGACUGGGAGUGAAAGCCCUCUCGAACAAGUAUUAUAGUGGCAGCAGAUCAGAUAAAAGCUUUCCUUUUCAUUUCUCCACACAAGAUGAUCUCACAAGAGUGCCAGCGGGCUGCUUUAAAAGAGAAAAGAAAAGCUAAAACUGGACUGUUUUCUUUUUCUUUUUUAACCUAGUUUAAAAAACUCCCUGGGCUAGAAACUUCUGUGAAUCUUUUCUACAUAGAAUUGUAAAGUUGGAGGUAAGAACAAUGGUCAUCUAAUCCAUCCCCCUGCAAUGCAGGAAUCUAGAAUCUAGAAAAAUGGCCAAGACUGAAGUCUGAUGAAGGGAACAGGCUGUGGUCAGAAGAACGUCAAGCUGUUCCAGUGCUAGUCCUACUUAGGACCCAUUGAAAUAUAUUACUCUGACUAAUUUUGGCCUAGUCAUUUCAACAGGUCAUCUCUGAGUCUGUCUUAGUUGGAUACAACCCUUUACUUCAUGAUUACAUUUAUAUCCAGCUGUUCCUCCAUAGCUGUGCACUAACCAACCGCUUUAUGCAGGUUUGCAUGGGCAGAUGUCUUGCCUUGUCUAAGCUCUUGGCUUGCGAGGGGCAGUAUGUCAUGCCAGACAUACUGCAAGGUCAAUUGCAGCCCACCCAGCUAAAAGCAACCUGAGUUAUUUGUCCCUGCUCAUCACCACAAGUAGAUCACUUUUAUAGAAGGCCUGGUGCUUCUUUAUUGGCUGGGAUGGUUCAAGUCUUAGGGUCAGAUGACGGUUUGAAGGCGCGGAGUGAACCUAGAAGGCAUCCAUGAGCCACAAAGCCUAAAUUUACAUGUUUUGCUGGGACAACAAACAAGUGGUGGUGCAGAAAACACAGUGCUGAAGAAUGGCUGCUGGUGGGGUGUGUGUCUGGUUUGAGACUCCCUCCACAUACCCUAUGCGCUUUAGAACCAGUGGUGGUGUAGUAGUUAGGGUGUUGGACUAGGACCUAGGAGACCAGAGUUCAAAUCCUCACUUAGCCAUGAAACUCAUUGGGUGACCUUGGGCUCAUCACUGUCUUCUCUCAGCCUAACCUAUCUCACCUGGUUUUUGUGAGAAUAAGAUGGGGAGAUGGAGAACUAUUUUUGCCACCUUGAGCUCCUUGGAGGAAAGGUGGGAGGAUAUAAAUGCAAAAAAUAAAUAAAAUAAAAAUAGUAUUUACCACAUAGCCUCAGCGCUCUGACCAUAGCACUUGUGUUCUUUAGGGCAUUGUUGCCCUAAAACAAUGAUGUGUGGCAGAAAGUAGGUGAAUGUGCCCAUUUCCCAGCCCCUCUGAAAAGAGAUGUUUCAGGGCAUUCAUCCUCAGGGAGAUGUAUGAACUCCAGGUGCAAGAGAAAGCUUCUGCAUCUCAAGCCUGUAGGGAUUCCACUGCCAUCCAAUAGCAGAUGUUCCUUCAGACUAUGGCAGAUGGGAGAGAAGGGAAGCAGAGCCACUUCCUUGGCUUGGCUGAGGCACCUGCUCUGUGAACUCCUUUCCAUUCCAUCUGAUUGUUAGGAGAACUCUGCAACUAAGGACUGUUGCCUGACGGUUGUGUGUGCACAGUUCUACUCAGAGUAGACCCACUGAAAUUAAUGACCCUGUGUUAGGAAUUUCCAUUAAUUUCAAUGGGUCUGCUCUGAAUAGGACUAGAAUUGCAAACAACCUCCCUCUCCUCUAUCCCAGCAUUUCCCCCCUUUUGUGUUAUGUCUUGGAUUCUAAGCAUGAGAUCAGACACGGUCUUAUUAUUGAUAUUUGUAAGCUGCUCUGGAAACCUGGUUUUUGCCAGGGGGACGGGGCUGAGAAGUGAGAUAAAAAUGUUUUAAAUAAAGUGUGUGUGUGUGUGUGUGUGUGUGUGUGUGUGUGUGUGUAUAUAUAUAUAUAUAUAUAUAAGUAUGUUAUAGCUUGCUUCAGAACAGCUCUAUCUGCAUUCUGCAGUGCUUUGCUGCAUUUGGUUGAGUACAAAAACAGCUGAGAUCCUGCUGAAUUCUGCCUGCUCUGUUGGCUAGGGACUGUUCCUCUAAUUAUUUUGCUCAACAUGCUUACUUAUCGGAUUGCCUUAUCCCCUUAUCGUGUUUGCUGGACUCUCCAUUUUCAGUGCUGCUUUUGCAUUAAUUAUAUCUGCAACAGAACAACGGGACUUAAAAGCCCACAGUUAAUUUAUUUAAAUGACAUCCAGUAGAUUAACCUCCUAGGUUUUCGUCUGCAACUUUAAGACUCUGCCUCGGGUAGAGUCAGACUGUCUACCCACACAGCUCAUCUGCUCUGACUGGCAGCAGCACUCCAAGAUGUCAACUGGAUGUCUCUCUUAUCCCUUUCUGCUUUCUUUCCAGCAGCAGAGGUCAGGACUUGAACUUGGGACCUUUUGUACGCGUUCUGUGAGCCAUAACCCUGCUGGCGAAGGUCCAUUUUGAAUGCGCCCUUUCAAGAGGGAGUUUGGUUGCUCUGAGAUUCCGCAUGGAUUGACUGUGCAGAAGGCAACCAGUUGUGUUUGGGGGAGGGCCAUAGCUCAGUGUGAGAGCAUCUGCCUUCCAUGCAGAAGGUCCCAGGUUCAAUCCCUGGCAUCUCCAGGUGGGGCUAGGAAUCCCUGGAGAGCCACCAACUGCCUGUGCAGACAAUACUGAACUAGAUGGACCUGACUCUGUAUAAAGGCAGCUUCCUAUGUUUCUAGAGCUUCUAUGAGCACUUCCAUUCAUGCAGAAGGUUACAAGUUCAAUUUCUGUUGUCUCUGAAUAGGGUCAGGUAUUACUGUAUUUUCCCAUGUAUAAGUCCCCUAUUUUUGGGGACUCCAAAUUAAGAAAACACCUCUUAGCACUGCCCAUGUAUAAGAUGAGCCCCAAUUUUAAACCAUUUUUUUUGGUAAAUAAACCCCCUAGUCUUGUACAUGGAAAAAUACGGUAAUCCCUGCCUGGAACCCUGGAGAACCAAUCAGUGUAGACAAUUGUUGGCACCUAUCUGUCUUGAGACAAUGGAGUGCAUCUCCAGGGAUGAAGUCUAACCACUGUGUUAGCAGUAUGGAAGUGACCUCUUUGGGGUGCAAGCCUGACAAGGUCCUGGACUGCCCAGAUGACCAGACCUUCCUCUCGGCUUUGCUGCUGGGGUGCAAAGGAAAGCAGAGCAAGACGUUUGGCCCCAGCUUGACUGCAGGAGUUGCCAGAAGGAGGCGUUCAAUGCUCCAUCCAACCAUUUUCGGAACGCUACUUAAUACUUGUGUAGGGUUUACUCCUUAGCCUUUUCAUCUCUCAAAUAUAUCCUGCAAGGCAGUGGAGGUUUAGGAUCAGAGUUUUCCUCCUUCUCCCAGAUGGGCUACCUUCCCAGGUUGACAAGCCCCAUCUGCCCCUCACUUCCCUCUACAGCACCUGCAGAAACCGCCAUCUUGACUGUUGGACUCAAAAUUAGUCUCGUCUGCUCAAUCUGCCAGAGCCUGUCUUUGCAUGCAGAGGAAGCCCCUAAUUGAAAAAGGGUUUGAGACCCAUCAACUACCCUCACCUAGUCUGGCUGGCCAGAUGAAACUGUUUCCUGGGGUGUGGUCACUGUUGCAUGGUGACAGCUUCUAGAAGCCACAGGGGAGAGCUGAGAGCAGGGUGAGGACCAAAGGUGGACAAACUACCUCAGAAGGAGCAUGAUGUGUUCUCCACCAGAGGUAUUACCCUUCCCCUAACAGCACACGUAGACAGUCCUGAGCUAAUUUAACUUGGUAUAAGGCAGUGUUCCAUGUUGACUCUUCAGCCCCAAACAAUUGCCGUGUUCCUCAGGCAUUGUUGGGCAAAUCCAUUUUUGACAGAGUGACAUGAGGCGUCUCCUGAUGCAUGUCCACCUUCAACAGCUUGGAUAAUCUUUUUGCAGAGCCAGCAGGUGAAAAGUGCCUUGAGGCUGACAGUUUUCUCCUUCCUUCAACACCUGGUCCUGAGUCAGCCUGAAACUGCCACCUGGGUGCUCACAGAAGUGGGAGCAAAGUUUUGCGAGGGCAUAUGAGCUGGGUCCGUGUCUGCGUGGGUCAUACGGAGGCUGAAAAAAAUAUUGUUAUUGUGCUACGCAACUCGAGACCGCUGGUAAUUUGACUGCAUUGAUAGUGAUGCAAUUUUAUCCAUGUAUUUAUUAUUAGAUCUAUAUCCCACCAUUCUUCCAAUGAGCUCAAGGUGAUGUACAGUAUAUGGCUCUCCUCACCUCCAUUUUAUCCUCACAACAACCCUGUGAGGUUGGGAUAGGCUGAAAGACCGGGAUUGGUCUAAAAGCCACCCAGCAGGCUUCAUGGCUGAAUGGAGUUUUAAACCCUGGUCUCUCCCAGGUCUUAUUCCAGCAAUUUAACCACUGCACCCCACUUGCUUGCUAUAUAACCCUACUCUGAUAGAACUGGGAGCCCACCUGCACUACACAUUUAAAUCAGCAUCAUACCACUUUAAAAAGUCAUAAGGUAAAGGUACCCCUGACCGUUACGUCCUGUUGUGGACGACUCUGGGGUUGUGCGCUCAUCUCGCUCUAUAGGCCAAGGGAGCCGGUGUUUGUCCGCAGACAGCUUCCGGGUCAUAUGGUCAGCGUGACUAAGCUGUUUCUGGUGAACCAGAGCAGCGCACGGAAACGCCAUUUACCUUCCCACCAGAUUCAUCUACUUGCACUUUGAUGUGCUUUUGAACUGCUAGGUGGGCAGGAGCUGGGACCGAACAACGGGAGCUCACCCUGUUGUGAGGAUUCGAACUGCCAAUCUUCUGAUCGGCAAGCCCUAGGCAGACCACAGCGCCACCUGUGUCCCUUAAAAAAAAAAAGCAAAGUAUUCUGGGAACUAUAAUUUAUUAAGGGUGCUGAGAGUCAUCAGGAGGCCCCCUAUUACCCUCACAGAUCUACAGUUCCUAGAGUGGUUGAACAAUCAAUCCUUCUUUCCCUCAUUGUCCUGUAUGGGCCCUCAGUCACCCGUAGGCAAUAUGGGGAUAAUAAUUCUGCCAUGUUGUACAGGUUUAGUUAGUGUUGCCAUAUGUCCAGAAUUUUCUGGACAUACCUGGAAAACUGCAGAUGGAAGUCUGGGCGAAAAUUGUCAAAAUGUCUGGGUUGGUAGUGUCGUUUUUGCCAAUUUUACUUUGUUGUUGUUGUUUAGUCAUUUAGUCGUGUCUGACUCUUUGUGACCCCAUGGACCAGAGCACGCCAGGCACUCCUGUCUUCUGCUGCCUCCCGCAGUUUGGUCAAACUCAUGCUGGUAGCUUCGAGAACACUAUCCAACCAUCUCGUCCUCUGUUGUCCCCUUCUCCUUGUGCCCUCAAUCUCUCCCAACAUUAGGGUCUUUUCCAGGGAGUCUUCUCUUCUCAUGAGGUGGCCAAAGUAUUGGAGCCUCAGCUUCAGGAUCUGUCCUCCCAGUGAGCACUCAGGGCUGAUUUCCUUCAGAAUGGAUGGGUUUGAUCUUCUUGCAGUCAAUAAGACUCUCAAGAGUCUCCUCCAGCACCAUAAUUCAAAAGCAUCAAUUCUUCGGCGAUCAGCCUUCUAGCUUAAAAAUUUCAUUUUUUUGUGAUUUUGCCAAAAAAGCUCAAAAACAUUUGUGUCUGGAUUUUCACUUUUUGAAAUAUGGAAACCCUAGAAGAUAAUACUUGUCAAGCACUUUGAGCACUUGAAAAUGUGGCCUGGGAAUCUAGGGUCCAAAAGCCCUCCCCCCACAUCCAUGAAACUCACUAGGUGACCUUCAGUUAGUCUCUCAGCCUGCUUUACGUUACAGGACUACUGUGAGGAUAAACCGGCGAAGGGGAGAACCUUGAGCUGUUUGGAGGAAAAGUGGGGUAUAAACAGUGCUUUUUUUCUUUAAAAACAAACAACAUGUUUAGGGGUACUCUCAUUUUCCUACUCAUAUUGAGAUACUGCCCCUCAAUGACACCAAACUUAGAUUCACAAAAUGUACGUACCCCCAGAAAUAUAUAUCAUAAGUCAAGCAAAUUAAAGUAAAAUAAAUCUGUUGACUGCAGUAUGAAAUGUUGCCUUUUGCAAAGUGUGGGUGGGGCUAGAGCAAAAAAGGGGUAGUUCACCCACUUUUUAAACUUGCCCCUCCUCUCCCUGUUUCCUGCCCCGCCAUCCCUAGAUCGUCCCUCCAUCAUUUCCAUCUACAGUGGUACCUCUGGUUAAGAACUUAAUUCGUUCCAGAGGUCCGUUCUUAACCUGAAACUGUUCUUAACCUGAGGUACCACUUUAGCUAAUGGGGCCUCCCGCUGCUGCCACACAAUUUCUGUUCUCAUCCUGAAGCAAAGUUCUUAACCCAAAGUAGUAUUUCUGGGUUAGCGGAGGCUGUAACCUGAAGCGUCUGUAACCCGAGGUACCACUGUACUUGAAAGCAGACUGAGGGCAACAUAAAGUUCAGCAACUAAUUCACUAAGGGUUUGCUGCAGGUUCCUAACUUUUUGCCUUUAGAGAUGAGGAUUAUUAUAUGUCUUUUUUAUUUUAUCUAUCUAUCAUCUAUCAAAGAGGAAUCAGCCUCAGUGUGACACUGGGAAGAUUUGCCUUUUCAUGCUGCACUCUAGAUUAAACUAGGCAGCUGCUCAGUAUGUUUUGUACAAAUCUGCUUGCUUUGCAUAGGCAACCGGCAAUUUGCAUGCUUUUAUGCUGAACUUGCAGCUCGUGCUGAAUUUUUAGAUUAUUAUUUUAUUUCUGCAUUCCCACCACCCACUUCAAAAAAAGAAAGAAAGAAAGAAAAAAGGAGCAGGUUAUAGAUUUGUGGUGCAGUACUAUACAUGGAGAUCAGAAGAUAGAGAUAGAGAGAACACCAGAUGAUUAAGCUUAUGGUUACACAUGAUAGGAGCUGUGAGAAUUUAACCCUCUGCCCACCCCACCGUUGGUAGUUCAGCUUUUCCAAACUCGGUUGUGACAAACCAAUCCUCUGCUUUGUGGGAAAUAAAUGAUUGCUUAAGUUAGGCCGCGGUGGAGAACCUAUUUCAAUCUUGAGAACCACAUCAGUGGAGCUCAGACCUGUGUAUUUUCUAUUUAUCAAAGAUAAAGAGCAUAAAGGAAUACUGCCAUAGCAAACUGAAAGCAGCAGAAGAAUGGAAAUUAUCAGUGAACUUGUUUUUCCAAGACAUUACUAAAAAACACACAUUUCCCCCCUGUAAACCUCUUUUGCAUUUUUUAUGUAUUGAGGUUAGAUAGAUUACACAUUGCAUCUUCCUCCCAAUGAACCCAUGCUGGUGGAAAUAUCAGUACUAAUACAAUUAAAACUUCUAUAAACAGACAGUGAGGUAGGGUAGGUUCCCACAGGAAUCUGAUUGGCAUUGGUAGAGCACUACUGACAAUCGGCCUCGGUCCAGUAUAUCUGAAGGAGCGUCUCCACCCCCAUCGUUCUACCCGGACACUGAGGUCCAGCACUCAGGGCCUUCUGGCGGUUCCCUCACUGCGAGAAGCCAAGUUACAGGGAACCAGGCAGAGGGCCUUCUCGGUAGUGGCACCCGCCCUGUGGAACGCCCUCCCACCAGAUGUCAAAGAGAACAACAACUACCAGACUUUUAGAAGACAUCUGAAGGCAGCCCUGUUUAGGGAAGCUUUUAAUGUUUGAUGUAUUACAGUAUAUUAAUAUUUUUUUGGAACCUGCCCAGAGUUGCUGGGGAAGCCCAGCCAGAUGGGCGGGGUAUAAAGAAUAAAUAUAUAAUAAUAAUAAUAAUAAUAAUAAUAAUAAUAAUAAUAAUAAUAAUAAUAAUAAAAUAUAUAUAUUAUUAUUAUUAUUAUUAUUAUUAUCUCUUCCCCAGCCUCUUGGUGUACUCACUUCCCCCGGUCGUUUUGCUUGCCCUUUUCUGCACUUUCCCCUCUUGGCAAUGUCUUUUUGCAUACAUUGGCCUGGAAGCAAGAGAGGUUGCCACUUUGCCAAAAGUAGGCAAGUUUAGGUCUGUUCAAGGCCUUGCAGGGGUGCCAACUUGAAUUAAAUGGGGGGGGGGACAGGUAAGACCCACCCCACAUAAUAAAUCACAUGACACAGUGCACACACCCCAAUUGAAUGGCAGUGUCCAUCAACUUGGGAGGGGGGCUGACCCCCUCAAAUAUUUUAUUGGGGGAGCCGAAUACCCCUCAGCCCCUAGGACAGUGAUGGCCAAACUUGGCCCUCUAGCUGUUUUGGGACAACAACUCCCAUCAUCCCUAGCUAACAGGACCAGUGGUCAGGGAUGAUGGGAAUUGUAGUCCCAAAACAGCUGGAGGGCCAAGUUUGGCCAUCACUGUCCUAGGAGUUGGUUCUCAUGAGGCCUUGGGUGGGUGAAGACCCACAUGCACAAUGUCUUCAGUUUUUUGACAGAAGAGAGGCGGGUUAUAAAUAAAAAUAGCAUCCAUAGAUUCUAUACACAUUGCCCUGAGCUCUUUGGGGCUUAACCGGAUGCAGUUGUGCCUAGGAGAAAGCCACUGAAGGAGAUAAGAGCUGAUGAUGAUCUCACUGACUUUGUGAAUUUAGGGAAUGGUUUGUUUCUGUCUUCAGUUUCUUAAGAUGCCUUGUCAGCAGUUGGAAGGUUUUCCCUGUGAUCAUCAUUUAUUGAGGAGCUUAUGCACUGCUGGCAAGACAAGUCGAUGACAUGUAAUGUUUAAAGCGGGGAGCCGGGGGGGGGGCAGCAGUUUGCUUUCAUGAAUUGCUGCUAGAUUGUAGGGACAGCUCUUGAAUUGCUGGGAAGAAUGUCCUGGAAGGAGCUGAAAGAGCUCAAAGACAUUGCCCAGUUACGUAAAGCUUUUUACCAUCACCAUUGUUUGUUGUUUAAAUGUAUUAUCUGGUAGAGAAUGAAAAGCAUAAUGGAUUAUCAAGAAGAGGUACAAAAAUCAUAAAAGUUCAAAAUGAAAAGAGGGGUCAGGUUUUUCUUUUUAAAAAGAACAGUGAGUAUUGUUGGUAAAGCAUAUUGGUUAAUAUUGUAUGGAAAGUCUUACCUUCAAGUGAAAAAGGCUAUUUGUUUCCUCCAAUGCACUAUUACUACUAAACACAAUGAUAAUAUAGUGCUACUACUAAAAAUUCACACACACACACACACACACACACACACACACACAUAUAGGUAAAGAUACCCCUGACCUUUAGGUCCAGUCGUGGCCGACUCUGGGGUUGCGGCGCUCAUCUCACUUUACUGGCCGAGGGAUCUGGAGUACAGCUUCCAGGUCAUUUGGCGAGCAUGACUAAGCCGCUUCUGGCAAACCAGAGCAGCGCACAAAAACACCGUUUACCUUCCUGCCGGAGCGGUACCUAUUUAUCUACUUGCACUUUGAUGUGCUUUUGAACUGCUAGGUUGGCAGGAGCUGGGACUGAACAACGGGAGCUCACCCCGUUGCAGGGAUUCGAACCGCUGACCUUCUGAUCGGCAAGCCCUAGGCUCUGUGGUUUAGACCACAGCACCACCCCUGUCCCUACACACACACAUCAAAAAGAUAAAUCAUCUUAAAAGGAAUAAAAUAUGUCAUUUAUACGUGUACACAUGAAAUAUAAAUAUAAAUAUGGCAUUUUAGCCAAUGCUAGUUCUGCUCAGAGAAGAUCCAUUGAAAUUAAUGGGCAUUACUAACUUAAACCCAUCAAUUUACGUGGUUCUGUUCUAGAACUUAGAUGGAUAUACAAUGCCAUUGUAUACAAAAAAAUCAGUUGUGGUUUAAGAAGUGCUAUUAUUUUUUCCCAACAGCAUCCAGAUUCCAUGAGUGGAUGGGUGGGGGGCGGGGUGGGACUUGUUCAUAUACUUUGAUGUAUUUUUCACAAUAUGUUAGUUUUGUCAAGAAUGCUUUAUCCCAUACACUUUUAUAUAUGAGUAUUACAUGCAGCAAAUCUUCCCUCGCCUUCUAAUGAAGGAAGGAUUUGUUUCCUACAAUGUUUUUCCAAUAUUGAUGCAAACAGAUAUUAAGAAAUUACCAAUUAAUGCUUGUUUAACUCUGUAGUUUUAAUAUGCCUCCAAAGUAAUAUGAGCAAAUCUAAUGGCAGAACACAGGCAUUAUGAUUUUAUGACUGUAAUGGCUUUCGGGUGAAAUUAUUUACAUCUCUGCAUGUCCACUGGAUUCAUCAUAGAUCUACGUCACACCAGCACUUUGCAAUGGAAACUCCAUGUCUGAGCAACAAGAUUGAACUUGCUCAGCUCCCUUAAGGUGCUCUUCUGAAUUAAACUGCUGUUUAGUGAAUAAAGCAAGAGUUGCCAGGGGGCUUUUUGGGGGGCCAGGGGGCACAUUUGAAAUUUUGAGAAAAGUAUCGUGGGUGCCAGUCACAAAAUGGCUGCAAAGGAGAGGGGCAGUUGCAUGACAUCAUGCAAAAUGGCUCCUAUAUCUAAGAGUAGGCAAAGAGGCAGGAACACAGAUUGGUGCAGGCCUGCCAACCGCAUGAACUGCCACCCAAUCGUUUCAGGGAGAAGACACAUUAACACACACACUACCCCUCUGCCUUGGGCCAUCCCCUUAUCUGCUCCGAAGGGUUGUGGGGUGGCAGGGACUUAUGGAGCCCCCAGAACAGAUUUAGUGGGGGGAGGGGGUUGCAGAGGGGAGGAGAGGAGGAAAAAACCUUGUGCAAAUAGGUCAUUUUUGCUCACCCAAUAUACUACUCAGAGAUACACUGAACACAGCCUUGUCACUUUGUAAAUAUAGUGGUACCUCUGGAUGCAAACGGGAUCCGUUCCGGAGCCCUGUUUGCAUCCUGAGUAGAACGUAACACACGACUGCAAGUCUGUGUGUGCACAGGUCGCGUUUCGCUACUUCCUCACAUGCAUGUGACGUCAUUUUGAGCGUCUGUGCAUGCGUGAGCGGCAAAACCUGGAAGUAACGCAUUCCGGAGCGUAACCUGAAAACGCUCAACCUGAAGCAUAUUUAACCUGAGGUAUGACUGUAUACUCAGUGGCGUAGCAUGGGGGGUGCAGGGGGGGCGGCCGCACCGGGCGCAACAUCUGGGGGUUAGGGUUAGGGGUGCAAAUCCACAGGUUAGGGGGCGCAAAUUACUUGCCUUGCCACGCUACGCCACUGUGUAUACUGUACUUCUUUUUCAGUCAGGGCACUGUUAGAGCACAAGAUUGGAUCCUGCUAGUGGGCUGCAUCCUUCUCCCCCUACAUCUGUGGGCUGACUUUUGACUGCUGGGAAGGGGCUGUAAUAUUCCUGAUGAGGAACUCCCUAGUGCAGCCCAUUAUGGUAGGCCCAGUGUCAAGCAGCUGAUCGGUGCUGCCAGUGAGCCCUGCUUGCAAAAGGGAGCAGCCAGGAGCUCACUUCAAGCUAUCAAUUGUUUCUUUGUCUCUCUCCACACCACCCCACUGCUGUGUGUGUCUGCAGCCACCAACUAGCAAAUCUUUUCCUCAUCUUAAAAAAAGCAAUGUAGUUCAUUCAACAGCUGGAAGCUUCCAGGCGGUAUAUGAAUCAAUAAGGCCGGGCAGGGGGGCCCAAACUGGUCAAGUUGCUUUGCAAUGAGGUGUUAUAUACAAGGUGCUAAACUGGAGCAAGGCGUUCUUUCAGGCACUCGUUGUCUCACUGAAUGGUGGUUUUUAAAAAUCAUGGAAGAGAAGUGAGAGGAGGAAGAAGAAAAUAACAUUUUCUUGGAAGUUUUUAAGAAGAGAUCGGUUAGCUGUCUGUCACGGAUGACCCUGGGGUCCCUUCUAACCCUGCAAUUCUAUGGUUCUGUGACUCACUGGCAGUUAUUAACCAAAGACUGAAUGGGCAUCUGUCAUGGAUGCUUGAGUUAAGACUCCUGCGUUUGAGCUGGUUAGACUAGAUGGAGCCCCUUCCAACUCUCCCAUUCUAUGAUUCUAUCUGGGCUGGCCAACCGGGAGGCUUCAAACAGCCAGCCAAUCACAGCAGCAGAUUCCACACCUCUCUUUGCUCUAGUUGCUCAGUACACAGUCCCAUGGGAUGCUGUGUUGCUGAAAGCCAGAGGCCCCACAAGAGGAUUAUUCCUGCAGUGCAGGAGGGUUGGACUAGAUAACCCUCAGAGUCCCUUCCAACCAUACAGCUGAUUCUAUGCCCUUGGUAGGUGGUGGGCUCUCCUUCCUUUGAGAUUUCUCAGCAGAGCAUGGUUGGCCAUCUGACAUGGAUGCUUUUGCUGCGAUUCUUGCAUUGCAGGGAGUUGGACUAGAUGACCCUCAUAGUCCCUUCCAAUGCCCUCUUUCAUAACACAGUAAAUUCUUAGCUUACAUGGGUUUGAAAGAGGAUUAGACAAAUUCAGGGAGGAGGCAUCUGUCAAUAGCUGAUUGUCAUAAUAACUAGAUAGAACCUCCAGGUUCAGAGGUAGUACAGUGGUACCCCAGGUUACAGACACUUCAGGUUACAUACUCCGCUAACCCAGAAAUAUUACCUCAGGUUAAUAACUUUGCUUCAGGAUGAGAACAGAAAUCAUGAGGUGACGGCGCAGCGGCAGCGGGAGGCCCCAUUAGCUAAAGUGGUACCUCAGGUUAAGAGCAGUUUCAGGUUAAGAACGGACCUCCAGAACGAAUCUGACGUACCACUGUAUACCUCUUAAAGAUAGCUGCUGAGGAGCAACAAUACAGUGGCAUAGCGUGGGUUGCCAGUGCCCAGGGCUGUGUGGAGGUGGGAGGGAGGGAAACCAGUGGAGUACGCAUGCACAUUCAGCUGCUUAGCAGCAGUCACCCAGGAGAUUACAGCCGCAGAGAUAAGAAAAGAAGAGUUGUUCUGUUGUUUGGUGAGGUCACUUCCUGGUUCGCACGGAGAAGCCGUUUUCAACAGAGCCCAGUGAUAGAAGCAUGCAGCUACCUCAGUUGCAUCGCUGAUAACUCACUUCUGCCCCCCUAACAUAAAGCCCUGCCCCCCAAAAUAAAUCCUGGCUAUGACCGGGUGUUGGGAUUUUUCACCCCUAACAAUCUUGUGCCUGGGGCAACCGCCCCUGUGCCUUCUGAAGGAGGAGGUUGGACAAAUGAAACUCUUUCAGUUCUGGGUUUUCAAGGCUCCAAUUAAUUCUACUGGCUCUGACUUUCACUCAGAUCCUUCGGAAAGUAAAGUUUCCACGAGUUGUGCUUUCGAGUAUGUGUUUGUGUGAUCUGGAGGUUGAGGAAGAGAAGGGACCGUAGAUGAUGGUGCCCUUGGCAGUCGCUUAAAAAUCCAAAUGUGUCCACAUGCCUAAAAUGCUUGGCAACCCUUGUUGCCUUUUGCAGCAUGAGCAAACUACUGUAUUGAAAUCAGGUGUGCUUACUUCAGUUUCUAUAGGUUAAUCCUGCAAAACAAACAUUGAGCUUUAGCAAAAGAUCUUCAGCCAGCUGAAUAGCAACCUUUUUUUUUUUUAACAAAAACGUAUAUCUAAAAUCUCCAAGGGAGAUUAUACACAAAAUGGUAUAAAAUAUCUAUUAAAAAUAGCAACAGGAACAAACUUUAAAUAUGGUAAACAUAUUAAAAUGAUCAAAACACAAGUAAAAUUAAUAGAUAUUUUUAAGGAAAUAAUAAUGAUAUAAUUAUAUGUCUGGGUAGGCUUGCCUAAACAAAAAAAGUCUUAGCAGGCAUUAAAAGCAGUUCAAAAAGGAUACCUGUCUAAUAGGUUUGGAAUGGCAGCUAGUAGGUGGCACCACAAUGAAAGACCCAAAACUUUAAGUUAGAAAUGUAAAUAAUAUUUUCAUUUCAACUGCUAGUGUAGGAACCCCAUCAAAGAGAAGGGAAGAAGUAUCUAGUCGCUGCACAAUUAUUUUUUUGCUUUUUAUGGCUUCUGUGCCAGGGAUAGCCAACAUGGUGUCCCUCCAGAUGUUAGAAUUGUAGAGUUGGAAAGGACUGCAAAGGUCAUCUAGCCCAACCCCCUUCAGUGCAGGAAUCUUUGCUCAAUGUGGAACUCAAACCCAAAGUCUUGAGAUUAAGUGUCUCACACUGUACCGGCUGAGCAAUUCACAGUUGUUGGAGUAUAGCUUGCAUCGUCCCUGACCAUUGGACUUGCUCACUGGGGCUGAUGGGAGUGGAAGGCCAACUGACAGUAAGGGCUGUUUGACAGUGGAAUGGUCUCCUUUGGGGGGUUGUGGGCUCUCCUUCCUUGGAGGUUUUUGAGCAGAGGUUGGAGGGCCAUCUGCCAUGGAUGCUUUAGCUGAGAUUCCUGCAUUGCAGGGGGUUGGACUGGAUGACCCUCGGGGUCCCUUCCAACGCUACAAUUCUGUGAUUUGUGUUGUUACAGAAAUUACCGGGGAGGGCACAUCUUUAAAGUUGUUAAAUGUUACAAAUAUAAUGCCUGAAUGUAUCCUUUCAACUUGACAGCUCAGGGAAGUUACCCAGCUUUAAAAAACAUGUAAAAUCAACUCCAUUGCCAGAUUCUUCUAUUCCAACGCUAUUUUGCCCUUGAAAAAGGGACUCCAGGAAGUGGCCAGAGGUGACAAUUGCUGAAUUGAUUUUUGGCCAAGGAAAGCCUAAUGUCAUCACCAGACUUGCCUAGGGGUCCAGACAUGCAAAGGAAGUUCUACAGUGGUACCUCGGGUUACAUACGCUUCAGGUUACAGACGCUUCAGAUUACAGACUCCGCUAACCCAGAAAUAGUACCUUGGUUUAAGAACUUUGCUUCAGGAUGAGAACAGAAAUUGCGCGGGGGUGGCGCAGCGGCAGCAGGAGGCCCCAUUAGCUAAAGUGGUGCCUCAGGUUAAGAACAGUUUCAGGUUUAGAACGGACCUCCAGAAUGAAUUAAGUUCUUAACCCAGGGUACCACUGUAUUGUAUUUUGGGUGGUGGGACUUCAGAGGUGUUUGCCUAUGCUAAUCUUAUACCUGAGUCUUGCCCCCACAUGUUUUGCCUAUGCUAAUCUUGGACCAAGGACUCGUUUGGACAUGUUUGCCAAGGUUGAACAAGUGUAACCCCUGUCUACCCCUCCCCUUUGGUGACACGUCAGUGAUGUAAACAUGAUGUAUCAAUGAUGCUGUGCGAACUGUAUUCUGAGAUGUGGUGGGAAGUUUUAAAAGUCAAUGUUGCCCCAUGCUCUGGGUUCUCUCGCUGCUGUUGAACCUGUUGCUCAACAAUAAAGGAUCUAAGUCUACUGACUGCUGCUUCAAAUUGCUUGGCUGGAAUUUCCUUCUUUUACUGACCGCAUUUACCCUCGGGGGAUUGGUACCCCGACGAGCUGAACUGUUGACUAGUCUCUCACCCCAGAAUUUUCCUUAACACUGUGAUAACCUGGGUGGGGGGUGGGGCAGCCUUCCCUGGCUUUAUACUUUAUGUCACAAAAGAACAUGAAAUACUUGUUAUCACCCCAAUUUGUCAGAGCAACGAGGUUUUAUCAAUUUUACAAAGGAGCUCUUUGAUUGCUCCUGCAGUGAAAAUAGUCCUGGGGUUGUGUUUCCCUGUAUUCCCCCUCUAUUACAUCUCUGGUCUUCCAAGUAUGGUGGCUUUUUAAAAGGACGGUGGGGGGGGCAGUAUUUUUCCAGUUUUUAUGAUUAAAGUUAUACAUCAUGAGAGGCCCAUGAGCCACUUAAUGGUUUCUACCAUGACAAAGGAACAGCUGUAAAAUCAAUACUUUCUGCAUGUCUUGGAUGUGUGUAUUGCUUUUCCUUUAAAAAAAAUAAUUAUUUAGCUGCCAUGGUUAUGCAAAGAAAAAUUUAAAAAACAGCUAAGGGUUUGGAACAUCAAAAAAUAAAUUUGAAACAAAAGUGGCAAAAUUAAAUAAUACAGUGGAGGUGAGGAGGCUGGGGACAUCCAAGCCUCUAUUUGCACACCAUGCAUAUUUUUGCUAAUCUCCCAGAGCAAGCCUAUGGACCAAAGCUUUUGAAUGUCCCCCUCUCCUCCCACUGAUGCUCACUGCCCCAUUGAUCAGUGGGUGGUGAGGGUGAUGGUCUCCCCACCCACCACCCCUGCUAAUGAAGGAGGAACUUAGAGGAGUGUGAUUCUGUUUUCUACUUCCUCUUUCAGCUCAAGGUGCUUUUCACAGGCCUACAGGAUAUGACACAGGUUUAAUAAAACCUUUGAAAACAAACAAACAAACAAACAAACAAAAAUACCUGCAGGCAAAAAAAAAAAAAAAAAAAAGGUUGCUGAACUCUGUCCCAGGAGAUAUAGUUAAUUUACUCUAUGGGCAGCCUGCACAACCAAUAAAUGAUUAAUGUGAACCUGUUUCCGUGUGUGGGCGUGAGAGAGAUCUCCAUUUUAAUUCCUUUUUCUUUCCUUUUUUCAAUCCCUUUUGCAGACUUCAUCAUCUGUAACUGCAGUUCUGUUGGGAGCGCUGGCCCGAGCGACUGUAACACCACGACAGGACAGUGCGAAUGCCGGACGGGACACGUGGGUCUGCAGUGCGAAGGGUGUGGGGAAGGCUAUUACCCGGACCCCACAAGUGGGCAGUGCCGUUGGUGCGGCUGCUAUUCCGAGGGCUCCGAAUCCCUGUCCUGCGACAAGUAAGGAAUGGGGUGACAUGAGCAUCACCCACCACCAUCUUUGUACUUUCCCUUUAGACCAUGUGUUGGUGUUCAAGAGAGGGUUUGCUUCCUUGCUGUGCAGCUAUGCUUAUUCUCCCGCCCUAGAAUUAUAGCAUUGGAAAAUAUCCCUGGGGGUCAUCUAGUCCAACCCCUACAAUGCAGGAACCACGGCUAAAGGGUUCCUUUGUAGGAAGGGGAAAUCUUACUCAUUAAUAAUUUAUUUGUAGGUAUUCUGUUGAUUUUUUUCCAACGUAAGCAUAUGACUUACAAAAAGAACAAUAAAGCCCUCAUGAUAAUAUCAAUACUCAGUAGACAAUAAGUAGAGUAUAUACAAUUGUACCUUGGUUCUUUAACGGAAUCCGUUCUGGAAGUUGGUUCGACUUCCGAAAAUGUUUGAAAACCAAGGCGUGGCUUCUGAUUGGCUGCAGCAGCUUCCUGCAGCCAAUCGAAAGCCGCAUCAGAUGUUCGAGUUCCAAAUAACAUUUGCAAACCGGAUCACUCACUUCCACGUUUGCGGCGUUCAGGAGCCAAAACUUUUGAGUCGCAAGGCAUUUGACAACCAAGAUGCCACUGUAUAUCUUUUAACCUGCGUAGGAAAGCCACUGUUGGGAGAGAAAAUCUUACUUAACAAAGUUGGUAAGGACAAUAUUACCUUCAGGAUUUUUAUUUUAUUUAUUUUUAAUGCAGAAGUUGCAAAGAUUUGAGGUGGAACCAAUAAAAAGUGACAAAGAAAAUGGAUUUGUACCAUACAAGGUGAUUUGUACCUUACAAAUAAAUUGUCACUCUGGACUCCUUUUGAAAAGACACAUUGGCCUGAACACGGAUUACAAUCAAUCUGUUGAGCUAAAACAGGCAUAGGCAAACUCGAUCCUCCAGAUGUUUUGGAAUUACAACUCCCAUCAUCCCUAGCUAACAAGACCAGUGGUCAGGGAUGAUGGGAGUUGUAGUCCCAAAAACAUCUGGAGGACUGAGUUUGCUCAUGCCUGUUGUAACUCUUUGUUGAUAUGGCUGUGAUCAAAAUCUGGGGACAGGAGCUGCACUCUGAGCAUCAGCAGGAGCCAUGUAUUGCCACUCGCUUUUCCUGGUCAUGCAUCCUUGACCAAAAGAGUCUUAUCACUCGCACCACCCUGAUAAGCUAAUUAUUAACAGAGUCCGUGUGGUAGAGAAUGCGGUUUGUGAGAGGGAAACUCAAUCCUUUCCCUGAGGAUUGGGUUGAGGCGUGAAAUGAACAUUGACCUGACAAGCUGCUGUGAUGUAUGGCCACUGCUGCUGCUACAAUCAAACGCCGGCUUGGACCAACUAAUUAUGGGGAGAGUGAGAGGCUGUAUGUCUGUUUAUAGCGGAAUCUCCUUUGUAUUGUACACUAUCCAGGUUUCAUUUCAAAAUCUUUUGACACCUCUUGCCUAUAUUCUUCUUUUUAUGGUUAGAAGAUGUUUGUUUCGGGUUGUGUGUGUGUGUGUUUGUGGUUUUUUUGGAGUUAGACAAGCCACAUUUUCUACUAAUUCUUUCAGAAUAAGAUAAUUAGAUAAACAUUCUCUCCCCUCGAGGGUGUGUCUGGCACCUUCAUUGUAUAGCUUUCAUUGUAUGCUGGGAGUAGUCUUCUUUACUCUGGCCUUUUCACACCUGAUGCAUAUGUAUUCAUGUAUGUAUGUAUGUCUUCUAUUCUACAUCCCAUUAGUCUAAGUUAUUAUUAUGAUGCAAAGGUUUGGGGAAAGGUUUCAGAUUCCAUUGUUAUUCCCCAUUCUUCUGACUGUAAGCUAUUUCAACUGAUUUUGAUACUGGAUUUUUAUGCGGUAUUUUUAUAAUUUCCCCACCCCACACAUUAUGGUGAGAGACUGGUAAGAAAUCUAUUUGUUGAUCAUGCAGCCUGUGUGACUUUUGUUUAUUUUGAACUGCAGUGUAGUUGUAAAUCUUGAUGUGCAGGAGAUAAUGUCAUGCCCUAUAACCACAUUUCCAAGAAGAGUCCACAGGAAGAAGUGGUUGAUCCAUUAUUAUCUUUCCCCCAAAAGUGCAGCAGAAUGAGGUCAUAUAAUAUCCAGUUUAUUAGGAUUAGCAAUCUGCAGUCGUGUGCCAAACUUCCUGGUGGGGUUCAACUCAAACUGUGUAGGCCAGGGGUAGGCAACCUAAGGCCCGUGGGCCAGAUGCGGCCCAAUCGCCUUGUCAAUCCGGCCUGCGGACAGUCCGGGAAUCAGCGUGUUUUUACAUGAGUAGAAUGUGUGCUUUUAUUUAAAAUGCAUCUCUGGGUUAUUUGUGGGACAUAGGAAGUUGUUCAUAUUUUCCCCCCAAAAUACAGUCCGGCCCACCACAUAGUCUGAGGGAUGGUGGACCGGCCCAUGGCUGAAAAAGGUUGCUGACCCCUGGCAUAGGCCCAUCUUGGAAAGCACAUUGAGUUUUACAAAACCUGAAAUAUCCAGCUUUUAAUUAGAAGCACAAACUAUCUUGCCAGUAAGUGUCAUUUAUUCUGCUGGCAUGAAAUAGGAAACCCAUCAAAGGAAAGAGGUAUGCAGAUGCUGCUUGAUUAUUUUUCUCAUUCUCUGAAUUUACGCAAAUUUGUCAUAAAGAAACUUGAAAGCCUCAUUAUCACCUUAUACACUUCCCAGAGCAAGGAGAGUCCAGCUGUUCCCUGGUGCUCCGGUACAUCAUAUUCAUUGCUCCUGGAACUGCAUUUGUCUUUGUUCUCGCUCCACUAUAUCACCGCUUUAGAGACUUAUACCCUGCCCUUCCUAAUGCUCAUGUGCUACUCAAAGUGGCUUAGAUUAGAAUAAUUAAAAUACAGCGUUGCCGAGCUAAAGCAACAAUCAAAACUCCUCCUGGUGGUGGAGCAUUAAAACUGUUAGUAAAGCUAAGUAGGGUCCGGUAGGAUUUUAGAAUUGGAUGGUGGAUUUUGUUUUGAGAUUCCUGCAUUAGAUGACGCUCGGGAUGCAUUCCAACUCUAUAAAUUCUCUCCUUCCCUGGAGGUUUUUAAGCAGAGGUUGGAUGGCCAUGUCAGCGAUGCUUUGCUGAGAUUCCUGCAUUGAAGGGGGUUGGACUAGAUGACCCUCAGUAUCCCGUUACAACUCUACAAUUCUGUGAUUCUAUACCUGCUUGAAACUUGGUUUCGGUUGGGAAGGAAGACGAGAGGUGUAAGCUGGUAAGGAGAAGCAUUCAUAAGCUCACCUUCUUCAGCCCCUGGCCUCAAGUGCUUUGCCCGCUUCGGGUCAGGCUGCCAGAAAAGCCCUUCCUCCGCCUGUUGUCCGAUGCUGUGAGCAGAACCAGGCACUGCGCUUGCGGUAAUUAACUUUAUUGCUCAGUAACCAAGGAGUCGGCACACGGCACAUCCAUCAGAUAAGCACGUCAGUUGCAGAAGCUAAAGUUCCUGUCCCUUUCUUCCUCUUGUUUAUACCUCCCUCCUCGCUGUGACUCCGCUUUUCUUAAUUGUUACAGCCUUUUCUCGACUCUUGGUUCCUGUGCUGAGAGGGAGGGAGGGGAAGGAGCCAAAUCAGGACUGUGCAGUGGUACCUCGGGUUACAGACGCUUCAGGUUACAUAUGCUUCAGGUUACAGACUCCGCUAACCCAGAAAUAGUACCUCGGGUUAAGAACUUUGCUUCAGGAUGAAGUGGCAGCGGGAGGCCCCAUUAGUUAAAGUGGUACCUCAGGUUAAGAACAGUUUCAGGUUAAGAACGGACGUCCGGAACGAAUUACCGUAUUUUUCACUCUAUAAGACGCACCAGACCACAAGACGUACCUAGUUUUUGGAGGAGGAAAACAAGGAAAAAAAAUAUUCUGAAUCUCAGAAGCCAGAACAGCAAGAGGGAUCGCUGCGCAGUGAAAGUAGCAAUCCCUCUUGCUGUUCUGGCUUCUGUGAUAGCUGCGCAGUCUGCAUUCAGUCCAUAAGACGCACACACAUUUCCCCUUACUUUUUAGGAGGGAAAAAGUGAGUCUUAUAGAGCAAAAAAUACGGUAAGUUCUUAACCCGAGGUACCACUGUAUUGCAUCGCAGGAGACAGAGCCCCUGCUCUUUCUGUGGCUACCUUAAGCCUCUCCCCUUCACCCUCACUCUCUGCUGAUGAUUCCUCCCUGUCCCAUCAAAGGCCCCACAGGUGCCCCCCGGACCACGGGCUGCUACUACGCUUCCUCAUCCAGCCAGUUCCUGACACUUCGCUCCAAGGAUUCUGGUUCCUCAGCAAACAGGGCCUCACCCACUCCCCAAGUAAAUGGCGUCUUUGCACAGCGCAAUUAAAUUUGCUCAGCUGCAAGAAAGGCAGUUGUGGAAAAUGAAUGGUUUUCUAUUUGCUUCUGUUUGUGCGCAAGUGCCCUAGAGACCAAGACCCAGACACGAAGGGGGUGGGGGAGAGUCCAGCUCCAUCGACCCUCCAGCCUGCCUCUUCCAUGGGAAGGGACAGAUUGCACCCUCAGUUGUUGUUGCUUUUUAAAAAAAGAGAUUGGUUUGUGUGGCUGGACUAAAAACAAAAAUGAAUGAAAUUUUAAUUUGUUUGUGUAUAAAGCUUCUUCUUCUUCUUUUUAGAAUAGCAUUGAUGUGCAGUUAUGGUUCCUCCUCCGUCUCCCCUUGGCCGAAUAAAUAAUUUCUCUCUCUGACCCCUAUAUAGGCACAUAUAGGUCAGCCUCUAUGCUAGCCGCAAACUCCUUUGCCGUGCAUGGAUCCUUGCACAGAUGGAACAGAUCCAUCCACUUGCAUGGAAUUUGUCACUGUGUUCCAUUUCCAUGAGGAUAGCUCCCCUGCUGUCAGGAAGAAUGAGGGUCUCAAGGAAGCAGUGCAGUUGUUAGAUGUGGGGCGAACGACUAUUACAACUAUUGCACCCUCUUGAAAGAUCUUACAAGCAGGAGUGAAGCACCACCUGAGCACACGACUUCAGAAGAACGAAAUGAUACUUCUUGAUUCAGAAAUGUUAUCCAACUUUAAUUGACAGAGCCAAGGGGAACAGCAGCAACAUCCUGUGCAAAGCUAAGCAGCGUUCCAGUAUAGUUUCAAAUUGGACAGGGGAUCAUUCAUUGAAGGGGACUGGAAUACCCACGGGAUCCCUUCAGUUCUAAAUAAUAAAAAUAAUAAUUAAUAAUAAUUUAUUAUUUGUACCCCGCCCAUCUGGCUGGGUUUCCCCAGCCACUCUGGGCGGCUUCCAACAAAGAUUAAAAAUACAUCAAAAUGUCACGCAUUAAAAACUUCCCUGAACAGGGCUGCCUUCAGAUGCCUUCUAAAUGUCAGGUAGUUGUUUAUCUCUUUGACAUCUGAUGGGUGGGUGUUCCACAGGGUGGGCGCCACUACCGAGAAGGCCAUACAGUUCUAUGGUUCUAUUAAUCGCCCUAGUAAUAGUUAGGGCCAGAAUGAACUAAAUAGUUGUGUCAGCAGAAGCUAGGGCAGCAAAUCCUGCUAGCACAAUGGGGCUUUUUCACCUCUCCCCCCACCACUACACACACUCUAAAUCAGCUCUAAGGGUGGGGAGCCUAGGAGAACCUCUAGAACAGCCUUGGGGUGGGGAAUAGAAAGGGGAUCCUUCCAACUGGCAAGCGGAAAGGCUUGCACUGAUAGAAUGAGUGCAAUAUUGAACUUCACCCGUAGGACUGUCUCCAGUUAGGGUCCACUCAGAGUAGGCCUGCUGAAGUUAAAAGACUUAAGUCUGCAGUGCCUGUUAUUUCCAAUGAGUCUACUCUGAGUAGGUCUAGCGUUGGAUACAACCCACAUAUUUUGAAAUUACUCUGCUUUUCCUGAAGGCCUACUGUUGUGCAGACUAUGCAAAACUUUUCUCCUCUUCUGAUCUGGCUUCAUGAUGGCAAAAAAAAUAAAUAUGAAUGUCUUUGUUUCUUCCCUGUCCACUGAAAAUCCGCAUGGUGGAAUUCACAUGGACAACGAACUGGUCCAGGAGCCUGCCAGGGCCUGUGCCCAGAAUGGCAGAACUCGAUGGUGUGGGCAUCAUAAUCUUGACCAGACACGCUUGGUGCUUUGACAUUUCACAAAAUGCCUUUUCAGAGUUCUUGAAGAUUUGGGCUCCUCCGAUAGAUUUCAGGCAGAUGGAUUCCAUUCAGUGGCAUAAAGCGGGGGAUGUUAUGUGUACAAUGCCCCAGUGUUUUCUGGGAAUAAAGCUGCCCUUUUUCCUGCCCUUCCCCUCCCUGGCCCACCCCCAACACCACAAAGGGGGCUUUGCUGAGAUUGCAUAAUGUUGGGGGUGGCAGGAGCAAGGACUUGGGGAGGGGGAGCACUUCCUCAGAACACAGAAGGUGUUAUUAAAUUCAUAUGGUUUCAAAUAGCCAAGACGGGGCCAGGGAGGAGCAAUGGGAAACUGAAACCCGCCCCCUCACCCUUUCUUGCUAAAAGGCAUUUCUGCCCUCUUGAUUUUCCCAUCUCACGUCCAGAUUAAUUGACCUGAAAAUCAACAACAUAUAGGUUGUGAUGUUUCCAUUAAAGCUCAGUUUAAAGGUUGGGGAAUGUAGAUGGUUCCCUGUGGAACCCUCUUGUACAGUCCCCUUUCUGUGGACUUGCUAACUGUUUUGUAAGACUGGGGAGGCAGAUUACGUUUCAGUCAUUAAAUCUCAUUGAAUGGGUUCUUUGAGAUCCUUCUAAGAGAAGAGACGGAGGGAAAAAAGACAUCCUUCCUCCCUCCCUCGCUUCCUCCCUUCGUAUACCCAAGCAAUAGGUGUGCAUUUCUUAACAUCACACCCGGUCCGCUUCCCCAUCUUGCGGGUUCCAUGACUGAUUUAUUGAGUGUCCCCUAUUCUUGCAGCUCUGAAGUUUCUGUGAAGCAGAAAGAAAAGAGUUGGCUUCCUCCGUCACCUGGCUCCUUGACCUUGAGAGAAGCCUCCUUUGGUCAUUAAUCACAGGCAUACACACCAGCUCUCUCUUUACUAGGGCCAGCCCCUAUUUUACGGAAUUUGUCUUCUGUAAAGCCAUAUUCAGCAUUCCAGUAUACCUGAAGGAGCGUCUCCACCUCCAUUGUUCUGCCCGGACACUGAGGUCCAGCACUGAGGGCCUUCUGGCGGUUCCCUCAUUGUGAGAAGCCAAGUUACAGGGAACCAGGCAGAGGGCCUUCUUGGUAGUGGCACCCACCCUGUGGAACGCCCUCCCACCAGAUGUCAAAGAGAAAAAUAACUACCAAACUUUUAGAAGACAUCUAAAGGCAGCCCUGUUUAGGGAAGCUGUUAACGUUUAAUAGGUUAUUGUAUUUUAGUGUUUUGUUGGAAGCCGCCCAGAGUGGCUGGGGAAACCCAGCCAGAUGGGCGGGGUAUAAAUAAAUUAUUAUUAUUAUUGUUAUUAUUAUUAUUAUUAUUAUUAUUAUUGCAUUGAGGCUGGAAAUGCACUCAACCUGCCUCAUUCCAGAUCAGACCAGUUGUCCUUGUAGCCCUGUAUUGACAACCCUUCCUGGGCAUAGCUCUUCAGGUUCUCAGUGAUAGGGAUGUUGGAGAAUUCUGACAAAAACUUCAAAGGAAGCAGAACUUGCUGCAGUUUGUGCACUUGUCUGUGGUCAGAAAGGGAAAUCAGUCAAAUAAAUAAGAUUGACUCACAACUUUGUGGGUUUUUUAAGUCCACAAAAUAUACACUAUUAAUGUUUUUGAAAAAGAUUGGAUUGAUGUUUCCCUUAAAUUGGAAUGAAUGUAAGUUACGUAAGUCAGAGCUUUCCAAACUGUGUGUUGCGUCACGUUCGUGUGUCAGCUGCAGUGUGUUGGUGUGUUGCGCAAAUGCUCCCUGCAUUCUUAAAAGGGGUUAGUUUAACCUCAGGUUUGCUACUAAAACUGAAUUACUGUGUCAUGAAAUAAUGCAUGUCUAAAAAGUGUGUCACUAACAUGAAAAGUUUGGAAAGCUCUGACCUAAGUUGUGUGAAUUGUUAUGUAAGAGCUUUACAAGAAAAAUAUGUGCGGUUUAGAAAUGAUUUCAAAUUUUAAAAAUCAAUCAAUUGAUUGAGCAAGGUGAAUAAUGUAGUAUUUGGUGGAAACUGAAGUGCAGCAGAAUGGAAACAGUGCUGAUUGUUGCCACGCUGGAAGGGAAAUAGCUGCCUUCUUGCAUUCCUAGCAAGUGAUUUGUUAUGCACAGGGAUGUUAUGCACAGGCAGUGAGACUAUGCUUUGUAGGUAGGUAGUGUUGGAAUCUUCAUGCAAUCUGAAGUAAAGUAGCCAUAUUUUUAUUUAUUUUACCAAUAAAGAAAUUUCAGUCUAGCUCCUCUGCACCACUCAGCACAGCUUAGAGCAAUUUUAAAACCACAAUAUUGUAUAAGGUAAUAAAAAGACAUUAAAAUGGCAAUGGUAAAAAAUGCAACAAUAGAUGCACAUUAAAAUGACAGAUAUAUGUGGGUAAAAGUGUGACAGUACAGAAAAAAGCAGUAAGAAACAAUAAGAAAAAAAGCAACAGUACAUGAAAAUGCAAGAAGAAAAAGAAAAGGAAUUAAAAAUAAAUAAGAAAAAAGUUUGGCUUGGAAAGUGAAUUCAGUUUGUUGUCUUAAGGGGGGGGGGGGAUGCCCCGACUUCUCCUUCUCCUCCUCUUCGACACCAUAAUCAGCUUCUUAACAGCAGGGUCUGUGUGUGUGUGGUUUGGGCACAUUUAAAUUGUUUACCUUUUCUUAGAAAAGCCUUCUAGAACCUUUCCAAUAUGAGAGCUAUGAAAGAGGAUGUUUUCAUGAAGCUUUACUGACCAGAGGCAAAACCUCUUGCCUUGCUUGAAAGCUUUAAUUAUUGCACACACCCGGCCCAUCUGUAUCGAGCUGAACAUCCUGCCAGAGGGGCAUUAAAUCCAGCAACUCGAUUCCCCUUUAAAAAGUUUAAUAACUUCCUUUUCUGCCUUGCAUCAGCCAAGAGGCAUAAAAUCGGGGGUGGGGGUUGUGCAAAGACCCUGGGCUGGCCUGAGAGUGGGAAAAGAGAUUUAAAUACGCAGACUUCUGGAACUCAGUGGGAAUGUAUACAUAGAUGACUAUUUAGGUUGCAAUCUUAUGCUCACCUGGAAAUCAGUCCCACUGACCUCAAUAGGGUUUAUUUUUGAGUAUAAUUAUUAUUUAUUAGAAAUUUUAUAUGCCAGCCUUCUUCCAAAGAUCACAGGGAGGUUUACAGCAUAAAAAUAUAAAAUGUAAAAUACAGUGGUAUCUUGGGUUAAGUACUUAAUUGGUUCCGGAGGUCCGUUCUUAACCUGAAACUGUUCUUAACCUAAAGCACCACUUUAGCUAAUGGGGCCUCCUGCUGCCGCCGUGCCGCUGGAGCACGAUUUCUGUUCUCAACCUGAAGCAAAGUUCUUAACCUGAGGUACUGUUUCUGGGUUAGCGGAGUCUGUAACCUGAAGCGUAUGUAACCUGAAGCGUAUGUAACCUGAGGUACCACUGUACAUAUAAUAAUAGCAACAGCAACUACCAAUAACCCCCCUCCCACAAACACAUUUUAAAGGCCAUAGAUUCUUCAAUCAGCCAAAGGCCUGGUGGAAGGGGAACAUUUUCACCUGGCGCUAAAGGUGUAUAAUGAAGACACCUGAGAAACCGUCCUGGGAGAGCUUUCCACAAGUGGGGAGCCACCUCAGAAAAAGCCCAUUCUCAUGUUGCUGCUCUCUGGACCCCUCACAAAGGGGGUAAAAUAAGAAGGGGCCUCAGCUGAUGCUCGCGGGGUCUGGGCCAAUUCAUAUGGGGAGAGGCAGUCCUUGAGGUAUUGCAAUCCUGAGGCAUUCUAGGCUUUAUAGGCCCAAACCAGCACUUUGAAUCGGGCUCAGAAACUAAUUAGCAACCAAUGUGGUCGGUCCAGGAUUGAUGUAAUAUGCUCAAACCAUAUUGUCCCAGUGAACAACCUGGUCAUUGAGUAGGUGUGCAUAAGAGCUUCAGUGAGAUUGGGCUGCACUUAUGUAGCUUAUUUCUUAACUACACUCAAAUAGUGUUGUACCCAAAACCUGAACUUUAUGCAAAGGGUGGCCAUAAGGGCCCCUCCAGGCAUCCUUUAUUAUAAUAUCAGGGUGAUUAUAUGGGAUCCCACUUUCAGUACCUUUUAAACUUUCAAAUGUUUCAGUGUAGACAUACUGCUUCAUUUCCAAUAAAUACAUGCCGCUUAAAUUCUUGCUUAAAUUCUGUAACUUUACACCACAAAUGUUCCAGGGUGGGUCCCCCUCCCCCCUGCUUUUGUUGCAGUAUAGCAGAAGACAGGGCCUUCUGGGUGACUGCACCCCAACUUUGAGGCUCUUUCCCUUCAGAAGUGCCGACAAAUUCCCUUGUUUUCUCAGGCUUUUGGAAUACUUUUUUAGCCUAGCCUAUUCUGUUUAUAGUUUAGUUUAGUUUUUAUUUUACAUCGCAUCUGCUUUUAAUCUCUCUCUCUCUCUCGAUUAUUGUUGGGAGCUGCUCAGAGACCUUUUAUGAAAAGUGCUUUAAAAAUAUUAUGAAUAAAAAAUAAUACAAUUGAAAACAACCCAUGGUUUGUUUGGAGAGGGAGGCAAAUAAUGAGCCCUCAUUUGGCUGUAGUACUAAGGCAAACCAUGGCUUAACUCCUGUUAGAACAGCAUUAGCAAGAGAAAAAGCAGGGGAGUUGCUGUGAUUUUCUCACUGUACACUCGCUUGUUUGCUCAUUCAUUCACUCAUUCUAAGCUAUAGUUUGGCUUAGUGCUUUGUGCCAACGAGGCCAAUAUUUGCAAACACACACACACACACACACACACACACACACACACACACACACUGUUGGGGGAAACUUAGAUCUGCUUAACAAGAGCAACAACAACAGCCUGCCUCCACUCUGUUCUAAAUCUGGCUGCUGAAGCUUGAAAGAAAUCCAGGGCUAGAUCUUGUGUGUGGCUGGGGUUCUGUGACCUCAGUUCGGGUUCUGCACCUCAUGUAAAAACCCCUCCUCUGUUGCAGUGCAGAUGCACAGUUGUGCUUUUAUGUGCAAGUUACUGCAGUCAAUGGCACAUGGGAUGGAGUAGUUGACGGGCUCUGCCUAUUGGCUUGCCGUUUUGCAUCCAACUUCACCCAGCUGUUGCUGGUUAGGCAGCCGCUUGUUGGAGGAACUCUAGUACUGGCUUUCCCCCAGCAAGCAGGGGGCUGGAUUAGAUCUUGGAUGGGGGGCUCUAACCCAUGAGCCUAACUUUCCCCAAAACUACAUCCGUCUGCCCCACACCUGACAUCUUAUGUGAUGUCAGGUGUGGGGCAGGUGAGGAUGCUGCUAGCAAACGAACAGUUGGCAGCUGAAGUUGUCACCUGAUGUCUUAACAGCACUUUCCCAACAGUCAAAAAUUGUCUGUGGAGGGUGUGCCAGUUCUUCCUAUGGCCCUUGGGCUGAAAAGAGUUCCAUGCCCAUGGACUAGCUGACCCCAAGGAGACUGUCAGCUGUAUGGUUCUCUGACCUGGUUGUUGUUGUUGUUGUUGGAGUUAGGGCUUCUAGCAAAAAAAAGGACAAGUAGAUCCCACUAUCUAGAAGCCUUUACUAUCUCUAUACUGAAUUGGCUCUCCUCCCAUGCUACCUUCACUCACUGGAAUAGUCUUGUGCCAAAGAGGUUUCCAUCAUUCCUCCUUCCCUGACUCACAUCGCCUCUGUUCUUGUUUGUUUUUAAACAGCUCUGGAAGAUGUCGCUGCAAAGCUGGCUCAGAUGGCCCCAAAUGCACCCAGUGCCAGGAAGGCUACUCCAUGUUCAACGGGACCACCUGCGAACCUUGUCGGUGUAACAACCAUUCUGCGAGUUGCGAUCAGUUGACAGGUGAAAAGCAAGGGAAGGGGACUCAGGUUUUCUGGUGGCCCUGCGUCAGGUUGGUGGGGUUUUGUUGAGGCUGAUCAAGAAUAACAAGUCGGCAUUACAAUCCAGUUGUGUAUCCUCCAGUAUUUCAGAGAGGAAGAGAGGAGCACUCUUGUCUACUUGUAAUACCCACAUUUUCAGCAUGGAAGGGCUGUAGCUAAGGGAUAGAGCAGCUGCUUUGCCUGCAGAUUAUAGGUGCAGAAAUAUAUGUGCCAGUAUGAACCAUGCCCCCACCAUGCCCAUCGCUGCUUGCCCUCCCUUUUGCUCUCUUCCUCCCCCCACAUGCCUCUUCCUCCUCCACUUCCUGAGGCUGCAGGCAUGGUCUUUCAGAGGUGUUUUGACGUGACCUUUUUAUGAUUGGCAAAGCACCUUCCAAGUCGUGUCAAAGCACCUCUGGGAGAUUGGCCUGCAGCCUUGGGAAGCAGUGAUGGGGAAGGUGCAUGGCAGUGCAGGGAUGGCAAAGGUGCAGGGGUGAGGGAGCAAGCAGGUGGGCAGGCAAGUGGCGGUGGUGAGAUGGUGGUGGAGGAAAAAGAGGUGAUGUACCUCCUUGAAAAAAGCACUGGGAAUGUCCCCCAUCUGAAACCCUGCAGAGCUGCUGCCACUCAGUUUAGACCUAUGGUUCUUAACCUUUUUUGGGGGGGUAACGGACCCCCUUGAGAAUCUGAUGAAAGUUAUGGAUCCCCUUCCCAGAAAAAUGUACAUAAACAUGUGGGCACACAAUACCGCAUACAAUUUGCGCCCCGUUCAUGGACCCACUGAAACCCACCCAUGGACUCUUGGUAUAGAUAGCUUGACCUAGAUGCACCAAUGGUCAAUAUGAAGCAGUUUCCUUUGUUCCUGUGCUCACUCCAAGGAUCUCUGGUGAUAUUCUCCCAGCCUAUGAGAACCAGUGUGGUGUUGUGGUUAGAGUGUUGGAGUAAUGACCUUGGAUGCCAGGGUUCAAUUUCACAUUAAGCCAUGCAACUCGCCAGGUGAGCUAGUCACCAUCUCUCAGUCUCACCUACAUCACAGGGUUGUUGGGAGGAUAAAUUGGAAACAGACAGUAAAUAAGCUAAACAUCUUUAAAGUUUAGGCAUGCCAAUAAUGGUGUUUCAAAGACUGUUUCUCACUCAAAAGCAAAACUAAACCUCAAACAUUAGGUAGUGAUCUGACCUUUAUGGGAUUAAAGAACCUCUUAUUACGCACCUGAGCAGGACUACACCCUUAGACUCUAAAUGUAUUUCUGUUUCUGUCUAGGAUAGUUGAGUACUAAACAGUCUGUUUUCUUAGUCUGCAAUAAGGUGAGCCUGAGUUCUAGCUAAAGCCUGCUUAUAUCAAUGCAAACAGGUAAAGGAAAUAUAUUUUUUAAAGUACCUUUUCAAAAAAUAUAAAAUCUUAAAACCAGCAACACUCAUGGCUGAACAUCAAAACAAUUUCACCCAACACUAUGUUUUGGGAUAGACUGCCUUACAUAGCUGUCAAAGUUUCCCUUUUUUAAAGGGAAAUUCCCUUAUUCCGAAUAGGAUUCUUCGCAAGAAAAGGGGAAAGUUGACAGCUAUGCUGCCUCAUGGCACCAUCUGAUUUCUUUUGUAUGUAUGCUCAGUGCUAAUAUAAAUCAAGAACUUUAGAGAUGUGGGUUGUCUGCCCUCUUGUGGCAGCUGUUGAGACACCACGGAGGCACUUUUCGUUAUUAGAAAUAAGUGACAGUCAAAGGCACAAAGCGGACAUGUCUGCCUUCCUGCAUGCUAGUCUGAAACCCCACGCCAACGCAAAGCUUCCCUGUGUUGACAAGGAUUUUUGGGGAGGAAAGCAGAACUUGGGUGCUCUUUGUCAUAAAGCUGUUUCCCAGUGGGAGGAACAUCCUUACACAACAGAAACCCCAUAAGGGUAUUAUGGUCUGAAAUACAAUAGUAGAUGGGACAUAACUUCCAUAGUAAAGCACUGUUUACAGUGGAGAAUGGCCGUAGCUCAGUGGCAGAACAAUCUGCUUUGCCUGCAGAAGGUCCGUAGUUCAAUCCCUGGCAUUUCCAGGCAAGGCCAGGAAAUAAAACUGUCUUGAGACCCUGGAGAGCCAUGUGCAGAUAGUAUCGAUCUGGGAUGGGGAACCCCAGGCCCAGGGGCCGUAUGUGGUCUUCCAGGCCUCCCUGGACUCCCCCAGUCCACACCCCCUCCCACCAGGUCACACUGUUCACUGGCCCUGCUUUGCCUCCUUGAGGGCUCUGGUCUGCCUCUGAUCUGCCCUUGAAUUCUGACUACGCCUCUUGCUUAUCAGGGUGGAGAGGGCUGUGUGAGUGUGCAUGUGGAAGCUACCCUACGGUACAAAGGCAAUAUUUACAUGCGUCUCUCCACUUACUACUGGCCUGCUCUCCACCCCGAAGGCUGCCCAGAAGGGAAUGUGCAUUUCAUUACCUGACCUGGAGAUGCAGGAACCUGGUACCUUUUGCUUGCAAGCCAUGAGUUCCACCAUUGAGCUGCGACUCUGGUUCAAUACAAGGUAUCUCCAGCAUCUGCUCCAAUAGUGAUUUUAAUUCUCUGGGUACUGCCAACAGUAAAUAGAGCCAGAGCCAAUGGAGACAGCUCUACAUUUGUCUUCUUUCCUGGUGAGUUCUACAGGAGGCAACACUGAGACUAAGGAGGAGAUAAAGCUCCCGGGCAGGGAUACCCCCUGAGCUGUUAGUGGGACAGUUCCCUAUUGGUCCUAAUGGACCAGCCUCCAUUGCUUUCAGCCGUCAAGAUAGUUGACGGCCACUCUCAAGUCUCUCUGUUUAUUUUCCUUUUCAGUGGGCUAAGCAUACCCAGCUCUCAACUGUUCCUCAUUAAACUUGGGGUUGCAUCCAAGCCAGUUCUACUUGAAGUAGAGCCACUGAAAUUAAUGAACCUACACAAGCAGUGUCCAUGAAUUGCAAUGUAUUUAUGCUCAGUAGGACUAAUAUUGGCUACAACCCCUGGUUUCCAGACCCCUUGCCAUCCUGGUCACGUUGCUCUAGACCAGGCUUCCUCGGCCCUCCAAAUGUUUUAAGACUACAAUUCCCAUCAUCCCUGACCACUGGUCCUGCUAGCUAGGGAUCAUGGGAGUUGUAGGCCAAAAACAUCUGGAGGGCCGAGGUUGAGGCGCAAUCCAGGCUCUGUAGUCCACACAGCCCAAAGCUAGGGCUGGGUGGCGGGGUCAUAGAACUGGCUACCUGCCUUUCUUCAAGAUACCUUUUGUACUCUUCUAUCUGCUGGACCUUGAAUCUUCCCCCACUAAAAGCCCCAACACAACUCCACCAAAAGCCUCACAUGGUCUUGGCAACAGUGCUGGUGAGCAACUGGCUAAAUCCUCAUGAUUGGGUCCACUGUUUCUUAUGUACCCAAAGUGUCACCAUCUGUGUACAAGAGAGGGAAGGAGCAGUAGGUUUAGGGGAAGCACAAAAUCCUGGAUGGGGGGAACCUACAUGGGAGAACAUCCCUCCCCAAAAUCCCAGCCCAAUGAAAGCUGAGAAUUCUGUCUUUUCAGUGGUGUGGAAUGGAAUAAGGUAUCCAGAACAGGAGUGUGCCUUGCUGCAAUAUUUUGUUGCAGGUCCUACUUGUAUUUUUGUGGUUCCCAGCAAGGUACUGUGUCAUUUUGAGUUCCCGCCCACUGCUUCGGACAGCUGUUGUCUUUGUCUUUAUUUCCGCAUUUAUUUUGUUUUCUAGGCACUUGCUUGGACUGUCAAGGGAACACAGAAGGCGCUUCCUGCGAGAAAUGCAAGGGGCAGUACUAUCGAAGUGGUUCGCGACACCAUGAGUGUCUUCUUUGUCCUUGCUCCCCUGUAGUGUCCUCUGGCAGCUGUCAUAUAAGUAAGAUGGUUUUCUAAAAUUGUGGAAUUUCACUAUGGUACAUCAACAUAAGAACACCAGAUGAGCCCUGCUGGAUCAGGCCAGUGGACCAACUAGUCCAAAACCCUGUCUCCACAGAGGUGAACCAGAUGUCUGUGGGAACCUUAAAAGUAUGACAGCUUGUGUUUCCCAGCAACAGGUAUUCAGAUACAUGCUACCAGUGGUGUAGCGUGGGUGGCAAGCGCCUGGGGCCACACAGAAGGGGGCUGGGAGGGAGGGAAACAAGAUGGAGUAUGCAUGCACAUUCAACUGCCUAGCAGCUCCUGACUCACCUAGGAGAUUGCAGCCGCAGAGGUAAGAAAGGAGGAGUCAUUCCAUUUUCUGGAGAGGUCACUUCUUGGUUCUCAUGGGGAAGUGCACAGUUCUUUUGAGGCAGCAUCAGGGGUUGAAAUUUUGCACCCCAAAACAACUUUGCACCUGGGGAAACUGCCCUUGUGUCCCCCUGCUACGCCACUGCAUUCUACUGCCAGCAGUGGAGGCAGAACAUAGCCAUUGUGGCUAAUAGCCAUUGGCAGCAUGGAACUGUUAAUUCACAGGUGGACUGCUCUUGAGGCUGGAGGCUCUGUGGAACUACCCAGGGAGAAAGUGUCAGCCCUGCAUGCAUUUUGUCAAGGCACUUUCAAAAGCCGGUUCUUCCAGCCCCCUUCAGAACUAGCUAUUGUUCAGAGGCAAUGAUGAUACCCAGGAGAAUUCUGCUAGGGUUCACUAACAUGCCAUAGCAAGCUAGGCUGUAGGUAAAUGCAUCUCACCUUGCUAGGCGUAAAUGUGACCUGUGCAGUUAAAACAGUUAUGGGCUUGCAGAAGUGCAAUGGUCACAUGGGGCAUUCUAGAGGCAGGCGUAUCAUUCCCACAUUUACAAAACACAUUUCCACCAAGGAUCUCAAGCUGACAUGCAUGCUUCUCUUUCCAUCCUGCCCCCAUUUUGUCCUCACAACAGCCCUGUGAGGUAUGUUAGGCCGAGGGAGACUAACUGGUCCAAGGUCAGCACACAGGGCCAAGUGGGGAUUAGAAGUCCCUGGUCCUAGUCCAGUCCCUGGCCAUUUGACUUCUUCUAACUUCUGCAUAAUGCGAAGAAGAUCAGCUCUGGAUUGAAAGCUGGCUUAAACAAUCCAUCAAGAGCAGGGUGAGAAAACAGGAAAUGGAAGCAGGUGACAGCUACAGUGUGGUUGCAACUUGGUGCUUACCAAAGGGAUCAAUUCCUCAUGCUGAAGAAGAGAAUCAAGCUUUGGAGGUUUGUAUGAUGAGGUGCUGUGGCAGACAUCUGAGUAAGAAAGGCUGAGGCUGGCUUACUAUGUGCAGUUCCCACUUUUGGUUGCACUGUUUCCUGAACAGUUGCCUUGAUGGGCACCUGUGGCUCCCUCCUCUGAGUACAGUAGCUGGCUCAGCUGCUCAAGGAGUAAAGAUCUGGAGCCAAGCUUCAGAGUCCCCCAGUUCCAAACCUUUCACACUACCAGUUGCUGGGAAUCACAAGAGUUGCACUCAAGUUCUGGUUGUUGGCUUCUCGUGUAUGUUUGGUCACUCAAAACAGGAUAUUGGAUAUUGGAUUCGUUCCAAAGUGUUGACAUUGCCACACUAAAUGGCUGAGUUCUUGCAGAUACAGCUAUGUUAGGAGGCCCACUGAAAUAAAAAUGGACCCCUCCUCAAAACCAAGGUAAAAAUGAUCCUCAACAACAACAACAACAACUGAAUUGGUGGGGGGAAUGCAUAAGAAGACAAAACAGGACUAGGCUUGUGUUCUUAGGGUGGCCAUGUGGCAAGUUCCACCAGUGGAAAUAACUCGUGUUCUUUCCCCUGCAGAGCCCGGUCACCGCACGCCCACCUGUGACCAGUGCCGCCCUGGCUACAGCGGUGCUCACUGCAACCAGUGUGACAUUGGCUACUACAGCUCUGACAGCCUCUGUAUCAAAUGCCAGUGCAAUGGGAAUGUUGACCCAGCGCGGUCACCCAGAGUCUGCAGGCUGGACACAGGGGAAUGCCUUGGCUGCCUUUACCACACGGCAGGAUUUCACUGUGAAAAGUGCCAGGAAGGUUACGCCAAACGUUCGGAAGGCGCGAAUUGCACCAGGAAAGGUAAAACUUGUUUUUUCCACUUGACGUUAGCUUAAAGACCCUCUCCUAUUCUCAGGGCUUUUGGCUGCAACUAGCGGUGGAGGAAGAAGUCAGUUUUGUGUGUGCAGCAAUUAGAAACUCCUUAAUUUGCACUUCUUGAACCAAUACAUAAACUAAAGCAACUAAUUUUCAAAAUUUGCACUUAUCUGAAUGUUGUAUUGCAGUUCUUCAAACAGUAUGUGUAAAGAUGCACAUUUUAGGGAGAAAUGCACCUAAAAUAUGUAUGUAGGAGUGAAAGUAAUAUACAGUAAUGCAUUAUGUUAGGGAAGAUGGCUUGAAAAAAAUGAGUUUAGCAUUCAAAAAUAUAUAAAAUAUGAGUUUCUUAGGAGAGAUUCACAUUAAAAUGCUGACAAAUAUUCAUGGUGAUUUUAGGGGGGGGGGGCGGUUGAGCAGGAUCUCAGGAGAACUGAGUUCCCUUACCUUUUAAAAAUAUUAGAUAGAUAGCCUGGGAGUGCUGGAAUGGAUAUAUACCUAAUACAACUCCCACCAUCCCUAGCUAAUAAGUGGUCAGGGAUGGUGGGAGUUGUAGGCCCAAAACAUCUGGAGUGCCGAGUUUGCCUAUGCCUGGUCUAUGAUCUUUGAGGAAUCUUGGAGAACAGGUGAGGUCCUUACAGACCGGAGGCAGGCAAAUGUUGUCCCCAUCUUCCGAAAGGGGGGAAAAGGAAGACUCAGGUAACUACCAACCAGUGAGCUUGACUUCAAUACCAGGGAAGGUCCUGGAACAGAUCAUUCAACAGUCGGUCUGUGAGCACUUAGAAAAGGAUGCUGUGAUUAUGAAGACCCAGCAUGGGUUUCACAAAAAUAAGUCAUGUCAGACGAACCUCCUAUCUUUUUCUUUUUUUUGCUGGAAUUACAAGCUUGAUGGAUCAGAGGAAUGCUGUGGACACAGUGUAUCUUGAUUUCAGUAAGGCUUUUGACAAAGUCCCCCAUGAUAUUCUCAUGAGGAAGCUGGUAAAAUGUGGGUUGAAUGAGGUAACUGUUAGGUGUAUUUGUAGCUGGUUGACUGAACCCACUCAUUAAUGGUUCCUUGUCAUCCUGGAAAAAAGUAACAGAAGAGAUUCCGCAGGGUUCUGUCCUGGGCCCACUGUUGUUUAAAUGAUUUAUAAAUGAUUUGGAUGAAGAAAUUGAGGGGCUGCUCCUCAAAUUUGCAGAUAACACCAAACUGGGAAGGGUAGCUAAUGCCACAGAAGACAGAAUCAGAAUUCAAAAUGACCGUAACGGAUUGGAGAACUGGGUGCAAGCUAACAAAAUGUAUUUCAAUAGGGACAAAUGUAAGGUUCUGCACUUAGGCAGGAAGAACCAGAUGCACCAAUAUAGGAUGGGGGACAUCUGGCUUACUAGCAGUACAUGUGAAAGGAUCUAGGGGUCUUUGUGGAACACAAGCUUAACGUACGUCAACAGUGUGAUGCCCCAGCAAAAAAGAGCUAAUGCUAUUCUAGGCUGCAUCAACAGAAGUAUAGUGUCCAGAAGGGAAGUAAUAGUCCCACUCUAUUCUGCCUUGAUCAGACCACACCUAGAAUACUGUGUCCCGUUCUGGGCACCACAAUUUAAGAAAGGUAUUGACAAACUGGAACAUGUGCAGAGGAGGGCAACCAAGAUGAUCAAGGGUCUGGAAACCAAGCCUUAUGAGGAACAGUUGAUGGAAUUGGGUAUGUUUAGCCUGGUAAAGAGGAGAUAUGCUACCAUCUUUAAAUACUUGAAGGCCUGUCACAUGGUAGAUAGAGCAAGCUUGUUUUCUGCAGCUCAGAAUGGCAGGUCCCAAACCAGUUCUUUCAACUUUCAAGAAAGGAGGCUAAACAUCAGGAAGAACUUUUUGAUGGUAGGAGCAGUCCAACAGUGGAAUGGUUUCCUUCAGAAAGUGGUGGGCUCUCCUUCCUUGGAGGUUUCUAAGAAGAGGUUGGAUGGCCAUCUGCCAUGGAUGCUUUAGCUGAGGUUCCUUCUUUGCAGGGGUUGGACUAGAUGACCUUUGGGAUACCUUCCAACUCUAUGAUUCUACGUUCUUACAUUUAGCCACUGCCCAGGGUUGGAGUGUAGGGUGGCAGCACUGUGACUGGGCCCACAAUAAACUAACUAACUAGCUUUGUGGUGAGUUCACCUACCUUUCCCCCCAGAAAAAAUACAGUGAUUAUAUUCUUACAAACAAACAAUCAAACACAUCAGAAAUGUGAACUGAAUUUAAGAGCUAAAAUUUAAAGCUGGUGUGGGUACCCUUGGAAAUCCAUGCCUUAUGUAGAUUAGAAUGCUAUUUUGAAGUUUGUAGGUUUCCAUUGUCACUUGAUCUCUUGAGGUUUAUUUAAUUUCAGAAUCUAUUUCAUUAGCAAAACAUGAAAGUGAUGUACCAAAAAAUUAUGACAAAUCUCAGAAACACACACUUUUAAAAAGGAUUAUUAUUAAAUGUCAACUUGUAUGCUGCUUUUCAAAACCAAUAUUCUUCCCAAAGUAGCUCUAAAUUGAAAGGUUAUAAAUUGGGUGGCAGGUGUGGGAGGGAUAUAUUUUACUAGAAUUUGUGAUAGUGAAAUAAGUUUUGAUACAUUUUGAUAAGUUUUAUUAAAUUAAAAGAUGGGAAACCAUCCUGUAUUUGUUUUGUCCUUUCUGAAUUGGUAAGUAUUUAUUAAUUACUGGAAAAUGGCCCGGGAAAUGCUGUUGACCUCCUGUGAUGUGGGUUAAUGGAUGUGUUUGAUGCUUAAUAAUAAGAAUAAGAAUACACUCACUUUGCCAUAUUUGCCUUUUUAAAAAAAUUCUCUAGAAUAUGUUCCUGGUCCCGAAGGCAGAGGGUUGACUCCUCCAACUAUAAACAUCAGUGUAUCAACAUCAUACUCAGCCACCAACAGCACGUUACCCCAGCCUCCGAUGGUACAGACAGUUUCCCCCAUCAGUUCCUCUGACAAUAGUACUUCUACUUUAGCUGAUGUAUCAUGGACCCAGUUCAAUAUCAUCAUCCUUACUGUCAUUAUUAUCCUCGUGGUUCUGCUGAUGGGAUUUGUGGGUGCUGUCUACACAUACCGCGAAUAUCAGAACAGGAAGUUGAAUGCCCCCUUUUGGACCAUUGAACUCAAGGAGGACAACAUCAGUUUCAGCAGCUACCAUGAUAGCAUCCCCAAUGCUGAUGUCUCAGGCCUGUUGGAGGACGAUGGUAACGAGGUGGCACCCAAUGGCCAGCUGGCGUUGGCCACUCCCAUGCAUAACUACAAGGCUUAACGAAACCAGGGUUGAGAGUUUACUUCGAAAUCUUGUAAGUGGAGCAAACCAGUGCAGUGCCUGUUGGGAGGGACACCAGUCAAUGACACCAGCGUUCCAGGCAAGAGGACUAAAUAACUUUCCCAGCAUUGGCCAGGCUUUGGGGUAUACACACACACACACACACACACACACACACACACACACAGUGUUGGACACUGGAGAUAAUAAAGGAGUUUCAGGUAAAUUUACAGAUUGUAUUCAAUUCAUUGUUUCCCAUCAAAAUCCAUCCUUGCCACUAUGGAUAUAAACUUGUAUUUUAAAAAAAUGGAGUUGCUUUGAAAUAUAUUUUUGUAUGAAAUGAUGAAGGCAUAUACCAAGACGUCAUCUCAUCGCCAAUCAAAAGCUAUGUUGAAACACUGGACGCCUGAUUUUAAACUCUUGUUUUGAAAUGUAGCCAUUGUCACAUAAAUUAUGGGAAAUGGCUUUUAUGGUUUGGAGAGCCGGGGGGCUGGGGGUGGAUUCCCAGAACUUUGUUUUGUGCUCUUAAAAGAGUUUUGCUUCUUCUUCUUCUUCUUUUAAAAAAAGAAAAGUCACUGGUGAAAAGAUGUGCUGAUAGAAACCAAGAGCUCUGAAAGUUGGCAUUUAUGCUUUGACCUUAGGAGUACAGAAAAGAAAUGGGUGAGAGUGUUGUACUUUUUCUGCAACCUUCCUUCAAACGUGAUGAUGAUGCUAUUUAAAAUGCAAGAAUCUGUUUAUUUUCUUAGCUUUGUUGAACUCUGAUUCUCCCAAGGGAUGCUAGUGAGGACAUUGCACGAGCAUUGUUCCCCGAGUCUCCAAUCUGGUGUGGAAACGGCCUGUAUACAGAAUGUAACAAAGCUUCUUCUGCAAUGUAUUUGUAAACUAUUUGUACAAAAAUGACAUAUUUUAUCACGUAGAUUUUAUCUGUACAGCCACCCACAGCAUUGUAAAAACAAAAAACAAACACAGAACUCAAGGCAACAACAAAUAAGCAAGUAUUGUAUUAAAGUGCUGUAAAUUUCAAUGGCAAUAUUGUUGGAGCUGGGCCUCCGGCAAAGGUUUGUUGCUAACUUUUUCCUCUUCUGAUAAUAUGACUAACUUUCUGAUCUUAAAUUGAUCGUUCCUCCCUCUUUUUUUGUUUUUUUGUUUGAACGUCUACAGCAGGGGUGAGGAGGAACCUCUGGCUUGGGGGCGAAAUGUGACCCUCCAGGCCUCUUUGUCUGACCUUCAAGGCUUUCCUCAGGCAGGGCCGCCCUGCCCAUGAGUCAGACUGAGGCAGCUGCCUUGGGUGGUAGAAUCCUGUGGGGGAUCUGCACAACCACAGUAAGCAAGGCUUUGGUGGAGGAAGGGGCCGGUUCCUUCCCAUUUUGUCUCAGGCAGUAUAACAGAACAGGCUGCCUCUGUCCCCAGGCCAUGGCCUUACCUCAUACCCUGCUUGAGUGUUUUUGGUUGGCUGGAAUGUGUAUUUUGAAGAAUGGUAAAGCCUUUUGGCUUGUCUGGACAUAGAGGAAUAGGUAUGUGCAGAGAGCAGCCCAGCGUACAAAAGGGGGAAAUAGUAUUUGUUUCCCCAUCCACUCCCUUGGCUGAUGUGAUAGGACCCCCUCCAGAAAAUCUGAAGACUCACCAGGCCCCAGGUCCUCCUGUUACUUCCCCGCUUGCUCUGGCUGCCUGGUCUCCUGUUCCCAACCUUCUUCUUCCUCCUUUGCUAGCUGUUGUCUCACAGGUGGCACAGAACCCCCCCCCCAAUUAAUGCCCCCCCCCCCAUUUGAUCGUGCUCCCUCUCUGUCUCUUCUGCCCGCAUAUCUCCCCACUCCUCUAUCUUCUGCCAGUCCCUGGAACCCUCUUUCAUUCAGAGUUCUCUACGUCUGCAUCCACAGCACAAGAAGCAAUCAAACUGUUUAAAAUUACACCUCUUAGCUUUCUAGUCAGCACCAUUUUUACAAGUAUGUUUAUAUUGUUCAUCUUUUUGCUGACAUUAGCAAAAACUGUUUUAGUGCAAAUUUGUGUGCGUGGGGGAAGGAUUGAACUUUUGAAAUAUGUUCCCCAAAAGGCAUGCUAAGGUAUGUUGUCCUUCUUUUGCCCACACAACUGUGACACACCCACUUGUAUUGAUGGAGGGUAUGGGGACAUACAUUCAAAAAUGGGUUACAUCUGUUGAAGUGUGGAGAGUCAGUUUCGGUUCUGUGUGGGCUUUACAGAUUCUGCAUUGCAGACACUCUCCGGAAUCUCACUGGGCUGUCAAUGACAACCUGUCUGGGGCUCCUGGUUUUGUACAAGAGCAGGAUCAGGCUCUCAGAGUGCUUCCCACUCUCCAGUGGUGGGGAAAUGACAUGUUAUGUACUGAGCUGAAUAGGAUCCAAAAUGCAGCAGUCUGAUUGGUCCUAGAACAAUCGGAUUCAGAAUGCAACAGUCUGAUUGGUCCUAGAACAAUAGGGUUCAGAAUGCAGCAGUCUGAUUGGUCCACAGGAGCCACCCAAUCCAGCUCCAGGUGGAAGUGAAUCUGCAACCUGAUUGGCCUACAGGUGAUUCCCGGAAUUAGCCAAUCAUGUGGGGCCCAUUGUGUAAAUAAUGUAUAUAAAGCAGACAUUCUGGAGCAGGGGUCUGCAACCUUUAAGACAAAAAGAGCCACUUGGACCCAUUUCUGAAGAGAAAAAAAAAGGGAGUCGCUUUUUUAUUAUUUCUUUGUUUGGCCCCUCAGAAUUACUCCUCCUCAUAGAAAUAAACAUUAAAUUAACAAGU
This is a messenger RNA of Podarcis lilfordi (Lilford's wall lizard), 79340 nucleotides long. NCBI's taxonomy places the organism in Eukaryota, Metazoa, Chordata, Lepidosauria, Squamata, Lacertidae. The record is from the annotation of a GenBank genome assembly.